CAUCAUGGUAGGUGUAGUUUUCUACCUUCCUACUCUCACAGAUAGCGUGUAAUUGAUGCUCUCAUGGGGAAGCCGGUUCUGCCAGUACAAGUACUAGACUCUUUUUUUAUCUGUGUUUAUAGAAUAUGUUGCAGGUGGCAUUGAGUAUAUUUAAAGCAGACACAUAGAGCACAUGAUGCUGCAACUACAAUCCCCCUCUUCCUGUGCGAAUGAAAGCCGAGGCUGGAUAUAAAGGCUCUGUAUGAGCUGGAGAUAAUGCAGCAGGUUGGUUGGGGAUUUUUUUUUUUACUGCAAUAUACGUACGUAUUUAAAUGAGUGUGUUGAAAAACGAAUGACAGUUUGAGACAUGAAAAGAUUGAGAAGAUCAAGCCAUCAUUCCAAAGCAUUCUGAUAGAAGGUACAGUAACUGCCAACCUUCUAAUACAUGAAUUGCAUGAUGUUUGAAUACUGUCACCGUGAAAUCUUAAUUUACUGCUUAUCACAUCUUUCCUACAGUACUACCCCACAUCCUAGUACACCUCAGGGUGUUUUAUGCAGGGCCUUUGCAGACACUCACAUUUUAAAAUAAGGAAAAUCAUUUAAUUUUUUUUUUAAAUGCAUUUUCAAAAACCUUUAUUGCUUCCUUGUGUGAUGGGUUUUUUGUUUUCUUUUAGAGUAUUUCCGCACAUUGAUCACAUUAUUGAGUCCACUGCAUUGGGAUCUUUUAUUGGGCAAUCUAGGGGAAUAUUAGAGAGGUUUUAAUGAAUGGAAUGCUCGUUUUAGAAAUACAAUACCCCUGUCUUCAAUUGAAAACUGCUGCAUUUUGAGUCCCAGACACAUAAGGACAAAUAGUGAAACAAUAGACGAUAACACGUUUUAUAAUUUAAAUGAAUUUACUUAUGACUUGCUGUUUCCUUGAAGCAUUUAUUAAUUUUUCCUGUAGAAUUGUAAUUUCUGUGUAUGGGUGAGUUAGAAUGAUAAAUAUGCUAAGCGGGUAGAGCAAUCUGCAGCAGUCCUUUAGCCGUAAGCUCUUUGCAGAGGGUGCAUGCAGCUUAGUCUGCCCUGCUGAAUAAUUCUUGGCUUUUCAUAAUCCGGUUUUUUUGGGGGGGUCCCAUGUGAAUCACAGACCUCUAUGUUCCUUAUAAUAUACUAUCUUGGGAUCAUUAACAGGAAGCCGCUCUCAUGGAUGCCUCUAGUAGUACUGUGUGUGUGACAAACUAUACAGCUCUGAUGUCUCUGUGAAAUUAAUUUUUUUUUUAUUUUUUUUUGCAUAGGCCUUAUACCCUAUGAGGUAAAUAUGGCAAAUGUUUUAUUUAUAUAUAUAUAUAUAUAUAUAUUUUUUUUUUUUUUUAAUAUGAAGGUAUCACAUUCCUUAUUUUACACACUGUGUAAUAACCUGUUUUCAUGCAAAGAUAAGGAUAAUGAAGUGUUCUACUUUUUAUUUUUCCCCUUCCUCCUGCCCCUCUACACUUUUUUUUUUUUUUUCCCCUCUUCCUUCAAAUGAGAAUAAAAAAAUUCUUUCCUUCCUUCCUUCCCUUCCUCCCUUCCUCCCUUCCUCUUACAUAGGCAGAGGCUUCUAACAUGAACCGAAUCUGUUUACGUGCCCUAAACCUCAGUCCAACAAAUCGGACCAUCCCCAUUCCUAAAACUCUACUAACCCUAAGCAAGGCUACUUCUUAACGCAUGACUUUACUUCAACUUCAUAGCUGCUAUUUAACUAUGUAAUAUGAUACUGAGAUGUGACUAUGAAAAAACAAACCAGGCCUCCCCACCAAACUACUACUUUUCCAGAAUAUUAAUCCACUUUUGCAAAGUUCUGUUUGUGUCCAUUGUCUUCUGAGGAAAAAGGGCCAAAUGUAGUUUUGUAGCUUUCUAGAGGAAUGUUAUUGAACAAGGCAAGGAAUUAGGCCUUGGUUUAGAGGUAGCCAGUUAAUGCUGUAAAGUGGAACUCCAAGCAAACAUAACCACCACUGGAAACACCUAUUUAUUUAAAGGACCACUCUAGGCACCCAGACCACUUCAGCUUAAUGAAGUGGUCUGGGUGCCAGGUCCAGCUAGGGUUAACCCUUUUUUUUUCAUAAACAUAGCAGUUUCAAAGAAACUGCUAUGUUUAUGAAUGGGUUAAGCCUUCCCCUAUUUCCUCUAGUGGCUGUCUCAUUGACAGCCACUAGAGGCGCUUGCGUGCUUCUCACUGUGAUUUUCAUUAUGCAUUAUGAAUGCUUUCCUAUGUGACCGGCUGAAUGCGUGCGCAGCUCUUGCCGCGCAUGCGCAUUCAGCCGACGAAGAGGAGAAGAGCUCCCCGCCCAGCGCUGGAAAAAGGUAAGUUUUUACCCCUUUCCCCCUUCCAGAGCCGGGCGGGAGGGGGUCCCUGAGGGUGGGGGCACCCUCAGGGCACUAUAGUGCCAGGAAAUUGAGUUUUCCUGGCACUAUAGUGGUCCUUUAACUGCUUGGUGUUGCAGCCAAACCACUGCAGUUAGUGGCUAUUCUGCUUAGUGCCACUUUUAAACAUUUUUACAAUUGAGACUAGCGUGGAUGCAUUACAGAAUGAAGUACGCACUGCAGAUUUUUAUAUUUAGUUUUCUGACAGAUCGGUAUAUUAAAGUCUUGAAUGUCGCCUACAAAAGGCCACCAAUGAUUAUUGGGAUAUACGAUUCUAUAGACGUGGUCCUGUUAAUCAAACCUUGAUGUUUACUCACUAUUGAAGGGCACCCACACAUGUUGGGUUGUGUGUGUUUUGAUUUAUAUUGCUCUAAUAGACAGCCACUAGAGGAGGACUUAACCCUGCAAUGUAAAUAUUGCAGUAAACACUUGCAGGGUUAAGGGUAGUGGGAGAUGGCACCCAGACCACUCCAAUGGGCAGAAGUGGUCUGGGUGCCUGGAGUAUCCCUUUUAAACAUGUGUAUCUGCACUCCCCUGUACAUGCAUAAAUGGGGUGCUGCUGGGGGCCACUUUAUACCAUACACAAGAUCCAGCACACUCACUUAUCCACUAAACAGCAACUUCAAUGUUGACAGAUUUUAUUCCUGUUUUUUUUUUGUUUAAAACAAAAUCUAGGCAAAAAUAAUGGGAGUUUAGUAACAUUAUAUGAUCAUACAUUGCAUAAGCCUGCCACAACAUCAAUGUACCCCAUCUUUGGCAGGUUCUUCUCUAACAGCCUAAUGUCUUCCCCUUUUGAGAUUUACCCACUUACUGGGGGGACGAGACUCUCUGCAGUACAAGGCCAAAUAGGGCCCUGGAAUGAGCCACCUGUGACAGGGAGGGGUGCAAAACAAAGGAGAUAUAUAUAUAUAUAUAUAUAUAUAUAUAUAUAUAUAUAUAUAUAUAUAUAUAUAUAUAUAUAUAUAUAUAUAUAUAUAUAUAUAUAUAUAAUUUUGCGCCAGUUUAUUCCAUAUCGCUUUACAAUAAAAGGGAAUUUACCAAAUGAGAUAAUAACAAUAGGUAGCUGAGGACCCUGCUCAAACAUGCUCCCAGUCUAGAGGAGAUGGGCUAUAAAAACACAAUAGGGAGGGUAUUGAGGGAGACGGCAAAUAGACAUUGUGGGAAAGUAGCAGAACUGGAAGUGAUAGUGAAGUGUGUCCCUAUAAAAGAGAGUGAGAGGAAGGUUUGAGAGAGCGAAGUUACUGCAAAACUGCAAUAAUUACACUUGCAGGGUUAAUGGAAGUGGUCUGGGUGCCUGGAGUGUCCCUUUAAGCGUCUUUAAAAAAAAAAAAAAAAUCUGUCAACAUUGAAGUUGCUGUUUAGUGGAUAAGUGAGUGUGCUGGAUCGUGUGUGUGUGUGUGUGUGUGUGUGUGUGUGUGUGUGUAUUUCACAGAUCUAGACAUACAGUUACUGGCAUACACACACACACAUCACAUUUGUAUAGUGCAUCUGCUUCCUGGUGGCCAGUGGUUGCUUCUGCGCGCAGUGAUGCCGGCAAGACUUCAUAUUCUAGUUGCCAGCUCAUUACAGGGCGUGUAGGAAGCAGUGCAGAAAGUGUACACUAAUGUGCUCCCUGCCUCCCUUGCUUCCUAACAGCAACUGGUCAGCAUUGCAAGCGGUUCAAAGCUGCGGGUUAGACACUCCUAGUCUAAACACAGAAAAAAGAGAGCUAGGGAUAUAUACAGUAUGUAUUAUCUAAUAAACAAAUAUAUAUUUAAAAGUCCAAAAUGGUAAAAGUCCAAGUUUUUUUUUCUGUUUUUAGACUUCUUUUACAAUUUUGGAUUUUUAAAUAUAUAUUAUAAUAAAACAUACUGUAUAUAUCACUCUAAGUGUCAAAAUUGUGGUGCUACCCCUAGUGUGUGUGUGUGUGUGUGUUUUUUGUUUUUUUUUUAUUUUAUUUUUUUAUUAUUAUUAUUUCUAUUAGUAGGAAAAGAGGGAUCCCUACUCUUGGUGUUAGCUCUCUUUUCAUUCCCUCUAGUUGGAUAUCUACAGCGCUGAUCCAUCCCUCCCACUCCUAGUCUAAAGCCUAUGAAAGCCCUCCCCUUCUAACUCAGCCCAGACUUUCUGUGGCUAUCUAAUAUGGCUUCCCAUUAGUCUUAAGGCAAUUGCUUGGCAUCUCUGAGCUAAAGUACCAGGGAAUAACAGGACCAGUUGUCUGAAUGUGUUUAAGGUGAAUUUUUUAAUUUUUUAAAGGACCACUAUAGGCACCCAGACCACUUCAGCUUAAUGAAGUGGUCUGGGUGCCAGGUCCCUCUAGUUUUAACCCUGCCGUAAACGUUAAUCCAGCCUCUAGUGGCUGUCUCAUUGACAACCGCUAGAGGUGCUUCUCACUGUGAUUUUCAGUGAGAAGACGCCAGCGUCCAUAGGAAAGCAUUGAGAAUGCUUUCCUAUGGACUGACUGCACACGGCUCUUGCCACACAUGUGCAUUCAGCCGAUGACGUCGGUAGGAGGAGGAGAGACCCCAGCGCUGGAGAAAGGUAAGAUUUUAACACCUUCCUCCCACUUCAGCCUGGCGGGAGGGAGGGCAUAAGGGUGGGGGGACCUAUUAACACUAUAGUGCCAGGAAACGAGUUUGUUUUCCUGGCACUAUAGUUGUCCUUUACGUGUCUAUUUCUAUUAAAAUGUUUGUUUUGUAAAAUAAAGUGCUUAAAGCGUUUGGAGUGUUCCUUGACGCACAAGAGGGUUGUGUUUUUUUUUGUUUAAAGCUUAAUUCACUGUGAUCAGUUGACUCUCAGCCAAUGCGCUGGCACAGGGAACUAGCAGAAACUUUUAGCUCUCCAUGGAAGCUGGGACUGGGGUCUGGGUAUCACAGGUAAAAAGUCAAAGUAUUUGUUAGCAGUUUGACUACUUGUAUUGAGAUGGCACCAGGGCACUCGUGGCACCAUAACCACUACAGUGCUCUGUGUUGCAUGUUCAUAAGAAAAUCUUGUACACAAAGCCAGUUUUUUUUUAUUUUUUUUAAUUUUUUUUUUUUUUAUUUACUUAAAUCAUGCUUCAUGAAACCAUUUACAGAGCUAUGUUCUGCUCUGGAAAGGUGUUUAAUACUUAACCCCUUAAGGUUAAGCUAUGGUCUUCUGACUAACUUUAAUUAAAAACUCAGUUGGUAAACUGUGUGGUGUGGGUGGUUGGACUGCUGAUUCUGUGAAAUCGUGACCUCUUUGAUAUUGUAGAUUGGUAUUAAGCCAAGCUGCAAAGUCUAUGGAAACAUCUGUUUAGUGGCUCCUUGUUCCGUUACUAUAUUAUUGGUUAAAUGUGCCAUACUUUUUUUUUUUUUUUUUUUAACCUGGCAAGGAAGUGAGCAGUGGCGUUCUUUUCAGUGCAAGACAUCCUGAACUUGCACAUUAGCUUUACUGCAAAAAUGUUUUCCUGGAUUUAUGCACUCUAGUGUUUGUUUUUUGUUUUUUAUUCAUUAUUACUUUGAAUUUGUUAGUGGAUGCUGUCUGCUAAUGAGCUAUGUGCUUGGCUUAGGAGUACUAAUGUAAGUUCUUGCUUUCAAGCAAUGCCCCUCUUACUCAAUGAAAGUAAAUCCAUGCAAAAACACACUACUUACAAUAGGGGGUGCAUCAAGACACUCAUGGAACCAUAAUCACUAUAGCAAGCUGUAGUUAUGGUUCUUGUGGGUUGUUUUUUUGUUUUGUUUUUUUGGGGGGGGGGUUCUUUAACUUUAGAUUUUAGUUUCUGAACACAGAUGGUUAAAUGCUCUAAUGUAAUGGACUAUACCACAAAACAACCCAGCCAAGGGUAUUUUUACUGGCCAAUAAUGCCAUUAAUUCAUAGUGUGAGUACUACCUGUUUGUGUAUUUUGAUGUACUUCUUUCUUAUAAAGUCCUCUUUUUUCACUCUGUGCGGCUCCAGUCUCGUUUGGCUGCCUCCUCCCCCUCCCGCAGGACUCCAUCACUCUUCCUCCCAGGCGGCUGAACAGCAAGGGGCCAUGUUGUGCUGCUAAAGUGCAACAGCAUCUGGCCAGGCCCUAUACUGGACAUGUGCUAGCGGGGCUGUAUGUUCUGCAGGCUUGCCUUAAAGGGACACUAUAGUCACCAGAACAACUACAGCUUAUUGGAUUUGUUCUGGUGAGUAGAAUCAUUACCUUCAGGCUUUUUGCUGUAAAAACAACCUAGUGAUAACUUCACUGGCCACUCCUCAGAUAGCUGUUAGAGAUCAUUUGUGGGUCAUGGCUGCCUAAAAUGCAUCCAAACAUUAAGUGUCUCCUCCCUCUGCAUGCAGACUCUGAACUUUCCUCAGAGAUUCAUUGAUUCAAUGAAUCUCUAUGAGGAGAUGCUGAUUGGCCAGGGCUGUGUUUGAAUCAUGCUGGCUCUGCCCCUGAUCUGCCUCCUUGUCUGUCUCAGCCAAUCCUUUGGAGAAGCACUGUGAUUGGAUCAGGCUACCACUUCUGAUGAUGUCAGCAGACUGCUUGUUUUCUGAGUUUAACAGCAUGCAGAGUUACAGCUUCUGGCUUGAAUACAGUAAGAUUUUGCUAUAUUUAUGGAGGCAUGAGGGGCCCAGGGGUGCUAGAUGGUGGUUUUAACACUAUAGGGUCAGGAAUACAUGUUUGUGUUCCUAAACACUAUAGUGAUCCUUUUAAGGAAUCAGUCACCCUCCUCCCCUCCCCCUGGUGUAGUGGGCUAGCAAAAUGAGUUUUUUAUUAGACUGCUUUUGAAGAAGGCAUACAGAACAUACUUAUUACUCUCCCUCCACAUGUUGACUUGCAGAAUUGCACAUCAAUUCUGCGAGCCAACAUGUGAAGGGAGAGUAAGGAGUCUAUUAUGCAUGGCACACGGAUCAGACAAACUUUCAGCAAAAUGUAACACAUGUACUCUUUGAAGAUUUGACUGUGAGUACAUGUUGAAACUUUUUUUGAAAGUUUGUGGGGUUUUUUUGUUUUGUUUUUUCAAAUCUAAUUUUGACUGUUGGGAUUUCAGUGGAAAAAAAUUGAGAACUUUUUUUUAUGAAGAAAGGUUAAUAAAUUUAAAUCUCUAGUUUGGAAAAACAGUGCCUCCGAGGGGAUAUGAUAGCAUUAUAUAAAUAUAUUGAGCCAAUACAAACCAUUUGUCAGGAAAUCUGUUCAUAAACCGAACUAUGAAUUUAGACUGGGGGUUUAAACCAAAUUUGGGGGGGUUGUUUAAAGGGACACUAUAUUCACAAGAACUACAGCUUAAUGUAGUUGUUCUGGUGAGUAUAAUAUCUCCCUUCAGGCAGUGUUUACAUUGCCCCUAGGGACACCGCUAAGUAGCAACUCCUUAGAUGGCCACUGGAGGGGCUUCCUGGUUCAUGGCUGCACAGUAAGCAGCCCUGCCGUUCAGCGUCCCCACGCUCUGCAAGGAGACUCUGAAUUUUCCUCAGAGAUGCAUUGACCUAUAUGCUGGGUUAAACACUAUAGGGUCUGUAAAAUGUCGAAGGUUUUUUUGAAAUAAAGACAAAUCUAACAAGAAAAACAAACAAAAAAAACCACAACAAAUAUACAUUUUCUUUUCCCAUUGAAACCUCACUUUCACAGUGAUUAAAAGGAUCUCUAUAUGGUCUGGAAUACAUGUUUGUGUUCCUGACCCUAUAGUGAUCCUUUUAAUCACUGUGAAAGUGAGGUUUGCCUGGGAAAAGAAACUGUAUAUUUGUUGUGGGUUGGUUUUAUUUUUUUUUUUUUUUUUUGUUUUGUUCUUAUUAGAUUUGUCUUUAUUUCAAAAACUUUCGAUUAUACAUAACACUCUGCAUGAUUGAAAACCACUUGACACCUUGUUAAUUGUGGCAAAGCUAUUCUUAUAAUGUAGUGUUACUAGAAUUUGUGUGUGUAUGUAAAGAAGCCUAACAGUCAGCUUACGAGUAGACAUUGGAAAGGAACACCGUAUUAACCCCUUAAAGACGGAGCCAAUUCUACAAGCCCAAAACCAAACUUAGAAUUUGAGCCAUAGGCUCGUUUAAUCAGAACUUACAGCUUUCAUUUAAAGGAGCACUAUAGGGUCAGGCAUGCUAAUGUGAUUAUUCUUUAAUCUUUAGUGUUAAAAACUAUAAGUGGCUGUCUUCUCCCUUGUUCCCUUAAAAAUGUAAUAAAAUGUAUGCCAGCACUGUGCUGGCCCUGCCUCCUUGGCUAUGAUUCUCAAAAUUGACUCUCAGACAAUCCAAUGCUUUCCUAGGGGUGGACAGCUGGAAAAGCUUUUUUUUUUUUUUUUUUUUUUCCACAUAAAAAUACAACUGUUUUACAGGUUUUGUGGUUUUUGAAAGUUACAGGGAUUAAAUAUUAUGCUUCAUACUUGGAAAUUUUUUCUCAUUUAUCUUUUUUAUUGGUGCAUAAAGGAUCAAACAUUUUGCAGCGCAGUGCAAUUUUGACAUGCCAAACCAGUCACAGGCGCAGCUGUGGAUACCAUGUUUCAAAGAUUUACCCCGCAUAUUCCUCGUGCAAAUCUGAUUUCUUUUUUAUCAUCCAGGAUGAUAUGACCUUGGGUUGUCCGCACCGAGGAGCACUGGUAUUGCGUGCUAUGGUUUGUCCUGCGUUCGUAUUAUGUGUCGGUUCGGUGUGGAUAGGCACAUCUGAUACACUAGCAGCCUUGCAAUAGUUAUAUAACUUUUAACUAGGGGAUAAGGAAGGGGUACAGAAGAAAAAGGGAGGGGGUAAGGGGGGGGGUGCCCUGGACAAUAGAUAUUGCAUUUUGUAGUGCAUUGUUGAAUGUAACCCUGUGUGUGACCCUAUUUCCCCUGAUCAACCUGUUAACUCUCAGCCGGCCAGCUACUCCAUUCUCUGUCAUAUCUCUCACUACAGCCGUUUACUCUGCUUGCCAUUUUCUCAUACUGACUAAUCAGGUCCAUUCUGUUAAUGAUAUUGGGUACAGCUGGUGUUUGAUUACUCUUCCAGCUACCUGCCAACAUUAUUUUUGCUACCGUGAGUAUGUUGAGAAUUACCUUUCUGUGUGUGUGGGAGGCAAUACCGGGUACUAUGUGGAGAAUGUAGUGUUCUGGCUUCAUGGGUAGGAUGAAUCCUGUCUUAUCUAGUAUGAGGGAGUGAACUUUUCCCAAUAGUCUGUUAGUAGGGGACAGGCCCAGAAAAUAUGGAUUAUGGAUCCCUCACUGAUGUUGCACCUCCAGCAUUUCCCGGAUGUGCCCGGGUACAUGUGUGCUAGUCUUUGUGAUACCAGAUACCACCGCAUUAAAACCUUGCAGUAUGCUUCCCAGGUCGUAAGGCUUUGCGAAGCCCGUUUUGUGACUUCCAAAGCUGUCAUCCAGUCUGCCCUGGAGAUCUGGAGACCCAGGUCCCUUUCCCACUGUGUCAUGUAUGGCUGGUGAUCAAUGCUUUGUAGCACGCUGACAGUGGCUUUACAUGCCUGGUGGUGAGUAUCUGUGUCGUUGUUAGGCAGGGUGUGAAAGAGCGACUGGUGAGUUUGCGGAUAUGCGAGUGUACUAUAUUUUUUACUCUGAGAUAUAGAAAGAUAUCCCUCGCUGGCAAGCGUAGGUCUUUUUGCAACUCUGGAAAUAGCUUAACCUUGUCCCCUACUAAGAUGUCCCGAACCCUAUGUGCACCUCCCUCCCUCCAUCAAUCCAUCUUCAGGUCAAGGGAGAGUAUUUCUAAUGAUGUCAGGGGUGCUGAGUGGAAGAGCGAUUUGGGGUCUGCUAUGUUUGGACUCCAUUUAUUCCAGGCCAUCAGUAAGAACUUUGUGCUCUGCAGUUGUUUUCCUGUCGCCACUCGCGUUUGCCCUCCCGCCCAUAGAUAACUUGACAGAUCGUGGGUAUUCAGACAGGCACUCUCCAUUGCAAACCAUAUAGGGCGUCGCAGUGUGCAUGUGGGGCGCAAUAGACAGAGACCCUGUGCUAGAGCGGGCGCCCUGUAGUAAGCCUUAAUGUCUGGCAUAUUCAGACCCCCGUCUGUGCUUGAUAGCCCUAGAGUACCUUUUGCUACUCUCGGGGGCUUCCGCUUCCCUACAUGUGCGUUUAUGGUGCUUUGAUAGAGUUUUAGUAAUUUGGUCGGUAGCGCGAUGGGUAGGGUUCUGAACAGGUACAAAAUGUGCGGCAAGGCCAUCAUUUUCACAAGUUUGAUUCGGCCUAACCAGGACACUUCAAGACCCUCCCAUUUCUCUAGUGUGAGUUUAAGUUUCUGAAUGACCGGGUGAUGGUUUUCCCUUGUAAUGGUUUGGGUGGUUUUCGUGAGUUUGAUCCCUAGGUAUUGUAGGGAGUCCUUCCGCCAAUCGAAUGAGUGUUGUGAUUUUAGUGUCGUUACAGUGGUACUUGGCAGAUUUAUGGGCAGUGCUUGUGUCUUCAGGGAAUUGUUUCUAUAGUAAGAUACCUGCCUAUAUGUGUCAAGUCUAUGUAGGAGUUGUGGUAGAGAGGAUUCUGGGUGUGUUAUAAACACUAAAACAUCGUCUGCGAAUAAUGCCAGUUUCUGUGUGCCACCUGGUGUUUGGAGACCCUGUAUCGCCGAGUCGCUUUUAAUGAGGCGAAUCAAGGGUUCCAGGCUCAGUAUGAAAAUGAGGGGUGAGAGAGGGCAUCCCUGCCUUGUGCCAUUCCUUAUCUCUAUUUGGUUGGAUACGAAGCCUGUGCUGAACACUCUGGCUGUUGGAUGUCGGUAUAAGGCAAGAAUGCUUGCCAGGAUUUUUGGGGUGAACCCCAUUUUGGAUAGUGACAGUGACAUGUAGUCCCAAUGGAGGCGAUCAAAAGCCUUUUCAGCGUCCAGCGCCAAAAUCAGGCCGGACUGAGAUGUUAGAUUUGCCCAAUCUAUAAGGUUCAUAAAAUGUCGUGUGUUGUCCCCCACCUGUCUCCCUGGUACGAACCCCGCUUGUUCUGCGGAAAUUAGAUCCGGGAGUAUCGUUUUGAGCCUCGUCGCUAUCAGUUUGGCAUACAAUUUUGUGUCUGCGUUCAGAAGGGAAAUCGGGCGUAAAUUAGCGCAGUGGGUGGGGGGUUUAUUUGGUUUGGGCAGCGUUACAAUGAAGGCUUCCAGCAUUUCCUUGGGCAUUAUCCCAGAGUCUUUUAUGUUAUUGAAGAGUUUGGUGAGGGGGGUGACCAGUUGUGGGGAUAGUUUUAUGUAAUAAUAGUUUGAUAAGCCAUCUGGGCCAGGGGCUUUGUGUUUGGGUAGGGUCUUAAUGGCGUUCUCUAUUUCUUCCUCUGAGAAGGGUUCUUCCAGAGAGGAGCAUUGUGCGUGAGAUAGACAUGGAAGCUCAACUUGUUCAAUGAAGCGCUCUAUUUCCGAUAUGUUUGGUUGAUAUGUGCUAUGAUCAUUGACUAAUUGAUAGAGGGAUUCAUAAUACCUUGCUAAUUCGUUGACUAUAUCUUGGGGGUUAUAUAAUUUUACUCCUCGUUCCGAGGUAAUGUAGGGAAUUUUUGUUUGUAGUUUGAUUUGAUGGACCUUUCUAGCCAGGAGCUUCCCUGCCUUAUUUCCCAUGGUGUGGUAUGAUUGCUUAAGGGACCGCAUUCUCUUUUAGCUGAAGUGAGUUCAGUUUUGCUCUAAUUCCUGCUACUUUUUCGUGUGUGCUGCUUGUGGGAUUCCGUUUGUGUGCCUCUUCAUUUGCAAUUAAAUCUUGUUCUAAUUGUGUUUUAUCGUUGUUAUGUUGCUUUUUUGCCCUCGCCCCUAAUUGAAUUAUGCUACCCAUUGUGUUGUUAUUGACGUCUGGCAUUUUUCGUGGUUCUUAAAGUAAUCCUCUGCCUGGGCUCGUAUCUGGAUAAGAUAUUCAGGGAUGUCGAGAAGGCGUUCGUUGAGACGCCACGUACCUCGUCCCCUAGCCGGGUAUGGGAUCUGUAUUGUUACAAUUUGUGGCGCGCGAUCGGACAUAAAUCUAUUCUGGUGUGUCAUAUGAACGGGCGAGUAAUAGGUGAAAUCUCUCUCUUGUGGGUGUAAAUUUCGCCACGUGUCAUAAUAAUCGUGUUCGUGCAUGAGUCUGCUUAGAUGUUGGCCUAAGGCCAAGGAGGCUGGUUUUAACGAUUCAUUGUUAACCCUUCUGAUGUCUAGGGAGGGGUCGGGAGUGCAAUUAAAGUCCCCGCAAAUUAUGGUGUGACCCUCUCUGUAUUGUGCUAUUAUACGGAAGGUCAUGUUUAAAAAGGUUUUCUGCGAGUCAUACGGUGCAUAUAGCGAGACUAAGGUCAUUUUUAGGCCAUUCAGCGAUCCCACCAAGAUCAGUAACCUCCCAUCCCGUCUGGCGUAUUGUUUGGAGAGGGCGAACGCCCAGUCGUUAUGGAAAUAUAAGGCUACUCCCCUGGAUUUAGUCGGAGCUAAGGCGUGGUAGCAUUGAUUAUAGUGUUUAACAUUGAAUUUCGGUGGGUUCCGGGCGCAAAAGUGUGUUUCCUGCAAACACACUAUUGCUGCUUUAGCCUUGAUCAUUUCCUGUGCCGCCAUUCUGCGCUUGUGGGGACUAUUAAGGCCUUUCACAUUCAGGGUUAAAAUUUUCAUAGCAUUAGCCAUUCUAAUUCUUUUGUAGGAUGCAUAUAUGGUGCGUACGUAUUCGAGUGGUUGUGUUCAGCGCCUAUCUUUAGUAUUGCCCAGAGGCGGGGAAAGAGAGGGGUAAACAACAAUAACAAAAUGAAGUAUGUACAUAGCGCCAUUCGUUUUUUCAGCGCUUUACUUGAAUUGAGUGCGAGCCGGGCAAACAGUCCCGUCUCUGCUCUCAAGUCCUAGGGGUUCGUCUGACGUAGAGAGGCCGGCAUUUACGACCUCUGUCAGGACUAGGUGAACCGCCUUUCUCGCAAGAGUAUUCUGCCCCUGUGAGACGGAGAUUAAAAGUACCUGGCCCUUUGGAUGUAUGGGAGUGUACCUUAGGCUAUAUAUCUAUCUAAACUUUUGCUUGUUACCGUUUUAAUCCGCCUAUCCGUUUGUGUGGGUGUCUGGGACUUUCCUUUGUUCUGAUGAUCCCCGGCUCAUGUUGUACUCAUCCCCGAAAACCUUAGGUUUCUCCCUUCUCAACCUGAUUUUGUCUCAAAUGGGUAUUGCUAGCACUGUAGUGUUGUAGGUCUAGACAUGUGUGCAUAUGCAUUAUACUCACAACACCUUGUCAGUUUGUUUUGCAAAAAGCAAGCAGGACAGUCACUAUGAGACACUAUCACAGUCUUAGUUGGAAGGGCCCAGUGGACUUUUAAGGUAGAGAGGGUGACCCCGCCAUCUGCCAUUCUCUCUGGACGGCUUGGCGAUUCUGCCGGCGUUUUUUCUGGUGAGCGUAACGGAAAGAGACCCCAUUCCUUUAGAAGCCGCAUGCCCACCUCCGGUUCGUUUGCUGUAUGUGAUCUUCCGUUCCUCCAGACAAUUAUCUUGGUCGGAUAUCCCCAGCGAUAUUGAAUGUUGUUGUUCCUCAGUGUUUUUGUAACUGUUAUAAACUCUCGUCUCCUGCUCAUGGUCAAGGCCGAGAGAUCUGCGUAUAGCUGGACAUUUUCAUAUGGUGUAGGCAGAUUUGUUCCUUUUCUAGCCGCCGCCAGUACUGCGUCCUUUGUUUUGAAGUAGUGGAAACGCACGACUAUGUCUCGCGGCGUAUCUGGUGUUAGCCUUUGGGGCCUUGGUAGGCGGUGCGCCCGGUCCAUAAGCCAUUCUGCGUCUGGUAUUGUUGGGACCAGGGAUUUGCAUAUGGACAUUAUGCUCUCUGCGAGGUUGUCGUUUGUAACGGAUUCCGGGAUUCCUCGGAACCUGACGUUGUUUCGCCUUGAGCGAUCUUCCAUGUCGGCCAUCUUCUUUUUAAGGGACAUGUGUUCUUCAGUUAGGUGCUGUACAGCUGUCGCCAAUGUGUCAUGUGCCGAGCAUAGCUCGUCUUGUCUGGCUUCCAGGCUAUUGGUUCUCUCCCCCAAUUCUGAGAUUUCCUUUUUAAUAUCAUUAGUAGCCUGUGUCAGGUCUUUUUGCAGCGUUGUCCUGCAGCAUGGAGAAAAGCUUUCUCUCUGUAACUGGAGCGUCUGUAUAGGUGCCUGCCUCAUGAUCCUGUUCUUGUGUGGAGUCUGAGGCUUGGGAUAGCGCGGGUCCGUCGCCGCCAUCUUGGGUGGACCGGGAUCUAUCUUUUUUUUUUGUUGGCGGAUUGGAUCUGUGAGCUUCAUUUGUUUAGCAGGGGCCAUCACAGCAGUAGUAGGUAUGUACCUUUAUUUGUGUCGUUUUUCGAGCGGUAUGCUUCAAGAUAUCAGGCUUAGAGAUCAUAUGCCGCCGGGAGCUCUCACGCCAUGCGGCCGCUCACUUCAGCCGUCAGCCCCGCCCCCCCAUACUUGGAAAUUUUAAUGAAAGUGAUUUUCUGGGCCUAUGUCACCUUUUGAGAGAGCAUGGCUGCUUAGAUCGUAACAUUUCCACCAUAUGCUCAACCAAGCGUAUUCUAUAUGCUGUGUCUGGAGGUGAUUGGUCCAGCCACUUCAUCUCAAAUACAGAGAGGUUUCUUUCUUUUUUUUUUCCUCUUUUUUUUUUUUUUUCAUUUUCAAGGACAUUACAUAAACCUGACCAUGUACUGGUUUUUGUGGAAGUCACCGGGCCAAAUCUAUUAGAUGCCCUUUUUACUUGUAUAUUUGAGUUAUUUUCAUGGUUUAUGUCACCUUUUCGAGCAUUGAGAAAACUACAUGUACACAUAAAAAUGAUCUGAAUGAUUGAAUAGAAGGCUUAAUGUCAAAAUGUGCAGACUUUCAGCUGUUUGCAAUGAACAAAUCAAAUCAAACCAAACCUAUUGAAAUAGCUCAACAUAACAAAUGCUUCAACUGAAAAUGACAUCUCCAGUCUCAUUUAUUAUUCAACCCCCUGAAAAGAAUCGCCAACAUCACAAAUAUGAAAAAUGGGCGUCUCAAACACACCUGAGGCAACGUGGGUGCCUCCAUCUUGGCUCCCUGUUAAUCACCAUCUGUAUUUUGUACCUGUAGUCAGCAUACAGAAAAAUUUGAAGGAACGCACCAAAACAAUAACUAAUAAAUUAAAGGACCACUAUAGGCACCCAGACCACUUCAGCUUAAUGAGGUGGUCUGGGUGCCUGGUCCAUCUAGGGUUAACCCAUUUUUUUCUAUAAACACAGCAGUUUCAGAGAAACUGUUAUGUUUAUAUUAGGGUUAAUCCAGCCUCUAGUGGCUGUCUAAUUGAAAGCCGCUAGAGGGCUUCCGCGUUUCUCACUGUGAAAAUCACAGUGAGAAGACGCCAGCGUCCAUAGGAAAGCAUUGUGAAUGCUUUCCUAUGGACUGGCUGAAUGCGCACGCAGCUCCUGCCGCGCAUGCGCAUUCAGCCGAAGAGGAGGAGAGCUCCCCGCCCAGUGCUGGAGAAAGAGAGGUAAGUUUAACCCCUUCCUCUCCCCAGAGCCCGGCGGGAGGGGGACCCUGAGGGUGGGGGCACCCUCAGGGCACUAUCGUGCCAGGAAAACGAGUAUGUUUUCCUGGCACUAUAGUGGUCCUUUAAGUUAUGUUGGUGCCAGGAGGCCCCCAGAGAUACACUUGCCUGCCAGGGGAGCGGUAGAGACCAGCACUGGAGGCAACUCUGGGGUUGAACUGUUCAAGAUGUUUAACCACUUGAGGUAAAAGUGCCUCUGGAGUCCUGCCACCAAAACAACUUAAUUCUGAUGAAGUUGUUUUGGUGCCUGGAGUAUCCCUUUAAACAAUAUUUCUAUUUCUGCUCUGUCUGCAAUGUGUGCCCUGUCUUUAAAAUAAAAUGGAGCAGCUCCUGAAAGAUUAGUCCAUGGUACCAUUUUAGUCCAUGGUAUUAAGUCCAGAGAAAUGACCGUUCCCUUUUUGUUAGGGUUUUUUUUUUUAUCUUGCCUAAAUUUACUUUUUCGCACUUAAUUGCUCACUAAUGCUUUUUUUAAAAAAAGAACAUUGAUUUAUGAGCUGUCUAUUCUUGCAGUAUUUGCCUCAUUGGAUUAUUAUAACUUCUCUAGCUGCAGUUUUGUCUGUUUUGUUUAAUUCCGUAUGGGUUUUGUUUUUUGUUUUCUGCUUUCUAAUGAAGGAAAAUCCCAUGAAACUAAUGCCAGAAAGAGGUUUGCUGCAUGUUCCAGCAUUAAAUAUUUGAAGUCCCAGCAGCUGGUCCUGAGUGGGUGUAUCACAGAAACAACCUUUACAAUCACUAGCGUAUUUUUCCAAUCCAAUGUUUGUGAUGAAGCAAAUCUUCGUACCAUUAUUAGGACAAUUUGUUCUUAUGUUGAUAUUGCUCAGCCAAAAAAAUGAGCUUGUGUUAAAAUAUCUCUCUGUCUCUCUCCCUCCCUCUCCUAAUUGAGUGAGACAUUUUUUUUUAAUUUUUUUUUUUUGUUUAACCAUUUGAGGUGAAAUGUAUCUUUCUUAAUGCCUACCAUGCAUCUCUUAAUACAGAUUAAAGGACCACUCUAGGCACCCAGACCACUUCAGCUUAAUGAAGUGGUCUGGGUGCCAGGUCCAGCUAGGGUUAACCCAUUUUUUCAUAAAUAUAGCAGUUUCAGAGAAACUGCUAUGUUUAUGAAUGGGUUAAGCCUUCCCCUAUUUCCUCUAGUGGCUGUCUCAUUGACAGCCACUAGAGGCGCUUGCGUGCUUCUCACUGUGAAUGCUUUCCUAUGUGACCGUCUGAAUGCGCGCGCAGCUCUUGCCGCGCGUGCGCAUUCAGCCGACAGGGAGGAGAGAAGGAGGAUCGGAGGAGGAGAGCUCCCCGCGCAGCGCUGGGAAAAAAGGUAAGUUUUUACCCCUUUCCCUUUUCCUGGUACUAUAGAGGUCCUUUAAGCAAGCCACUCUAUGUAGUAAUGCAGAUUUCGCAUUACUACAUUCCAUUUCGCAUGGAAUCCAUAUGAUUAGCAUCUCAUAGCAAACCUCUGAACAUACAAAGUUUAACCCCUAUACUGUCAACAGUUUCCAUGUAUUCUUAUGCACAAAAUGUAGUUCAUUGACUGAGCACAAUCCGAUGACACUCUCAAACCAUGAAUGAGGGGACUGAUCAUUAAAUCUUCUGCAGCUCUGCAGAAGCCAUGUCAUGGGACCCUGUGAGACUGGUGGGACCCAGGUAAAAUGGUUUGUCCCAUUACCAGGGAAUUUAGCCAAUGCCCUUUUCACAUUCUGCUGUAGGGGUUAAUGUACUUGAAGUACCGUAACCCUUUAAAGGAACAUUCUAAGCAAUCUAACUAAUACAACUCUACGCAAUGGUUGUAGUGUAGUGUCUCAGCAUUGGUAGACUGAGAUCGCUGUGCUAAGCCAUACCUUUGAUUUGGACAAGAUUGUAUUUGAUAAUGUGAAAAUUACACUUGUGUAUUAUUGGUCUAGCUGGGCCAAUUGUCUCCAUGUGCCAUGGUGAGCCCCUGUUUUUUGUUAAAGGACCACUAUAGUGCCAGGAAAACAUACUCGAUUUCCUGCCCCCACCCUCAGGGUCCCCCUCCCGCCCGGCUCUGGAAAGGGGAAAGGGGUUAAAACGUACCUUUUUCCAGCGCUGGGCGGAGAGCUCUCCUCCUCCGUUCCGCCCCGUCGGCUGAAUGCGCACGCGCGGCAAGAGCUGCGCGCGCAUUCAGCCGGUCACAUAGGAAAGCAUUUACAAUGCUUUCCUAUGGACGCUUGCGUGCUCUCACUGUGAAAAUCACAGUGAGAAGCACGCAAGCGCCUCUAGUGGCUGUCAAUGAGACAGCCACUAGAGGAAUAGGGGGAAGGCUUAACCCAUUCAUAAUUAUAGCAGUUUCUCUGAAACUGCUAUAAUUAUGAAAAAAUGGGUUAACCCUAGAAGGACCUGGCACCCAGACCACUUCAUUAAGCUGAAGUGGUCUGGGUGCUUAGAGUGGUCCUUUAAAGCACUCUCGUGGUUUGACAAAAAAAUGGAACAUGGCAAUAAAAAAAUCCAGGCAGCAUAAAUCUUACACUGAGCUAGAUAUCAACCCAAAAGCUUACCUCUGUUGUGUAGUGGUGGUUGUUUUUAAACAUCACGUGUCUACCUUUUGUUAUCAUGGCUUGAUGUCCUGAUAAUGAAUCUAGACUGAACUUUCAAAAGAAACUUGCAUUUAAGCAAAUCUAUAUAUUAAAAAAAUCAGUCGAAUUGCAUUUACUCCUGUUGUUGUGAAAAUGUGUGAAGCAUACAGUCACAUGGUUUUCAGAGAAAAGGCAGUAUUUACAUUGUUGCCUAUCAACACUUCUAGUGAAAGUCACUCAGACUGCCUCUAGCGUGCAUCCUGGGUCAGUGCUGUACCUACAUUUAGCGUCUCGACGCUCUGCAUGGAGGCGCUGAAUUUUCCCUAUAGAGAUGUAUUCAUUCAAUUAAUCUCAAUGAGGAGUUGCUGAUUGGCGAAGCAUGGCGUUUUAAUAGCUUCCUAAUGCUUUCCUAUGGGAAGGCAUCGGAUUGGCUGAGAUCAAGAUUGCUGAUCGCAGUCAUGGAGACGGGGCCAUCUGCAGCUAGACAAUAUAGUGUGGGGGGGGGGGAGGGGGAGAUGAGUAAAAGCCCCCUUACCCAUGUGACUGGAGGGGGACCAGUCACUGACACACUCACAUUCUGUCACUGCAAUAACACACAUAAGGUGACCACCCAGCCUCCAUACCUGGAGCUGGAGUUAUCCGGCUUUCCCUGAGGUCCAGUGGGGCUUCAGUCAUCUCCCUGCUCUGCUCCAUAAAGCGCUGUUUAGUAAUGACGUCAUGGCGACCUGGAAUCUGUCGAGCCCUGAUGUAGCAAAACUCACCUCUGGAGUGCAUUGGCAAGUAAGGCCUUUAUAGUGGUGUAGGACUUGAGUUUUCAAAAUAUAUAGGUGUGUAUGUAGAAAGAGGUAUAAUUUUAUCUGUAUUUUAAAAGACCAAAGAGAUUUCUAUUCCGAAUGGUCAUCCAUCCUUGACUUAAUAGUUUUUGCUUUAAAAUGACCAUGUAGAAAAAGAUUUAACAAAGCGCCAUGGACAGCUAUGUCGACUCUAGACAUUUGAUUUACAAACUGACUGUGUCAGGCACCAGAGGUGAAUCAUGUGUUUAACAUUCUUUCAGCUGGUAUAUGUCUCUAAAGGUGUAAUUUAAAUGCUCACCUGUUUACUUAAACAUAACUUCUCCAAGUCCAGUCUCCAACACUGAAUGUUACAAAUAAACAAAGUGGUGCAGAAAACCUAUACAGUUUUCUGUAGAGUCCUAUGCAAAUAGAUGUUAAGAUGGUCUCAAGGUGCUCUCUAUUUAUCUUGCUCCUCCGCUCUGGGUCACAAUCAUUUCCUUGCAUUGUUAUUGUAAUAUAAGUCUGCUAUUGACACAGCAAAGCCUAUUUUUUUUCUUUUUUUCUCAUAUCAAAACCAGCAUGACAUUGCCUUACAAAAGUUUCUGGAAGCAGGGCAAGGUGUACUCCUGACACUAUAUAGUGGGCUGUUGUGAUUAUGGUGCAUGGAUUGGUCUUUUAAAUUCUGAUUUGGCUGGCAUGUUACAGAGAUUCAAUUUGUUGUCUUUCAAUUACUUUUUAUUUCACAAGGAUAUUAGAAUACAUUUGUAUUUGUUAAAACUAUUAAAUGAUCUUUUGUGGCGGAGCUCCCUGUACCUCCGCCAAGCUUGUUUCCUAAUUGGAACCAGGAAAUCUGAAGAACUUCUGCCCCAGUCACUGCAGCAUCACUGGGUUAUUUUUUUUCGUACUCUUCCACCUGACCUGGCUGCAGUUCUCCUUCCAGGCAGGUAUCGUCACCUCUGCAGCUCUGCUUAGUGCCUGUACACGGGCACUUGUGACUCUGAGGCCUAGCUUUCUUAAUUUAUCCCAGGGCUAGAGGGAUCAUUCAACCAGCCAACAGGUCCUACAACUGUUCUGUAUGGAUUUUUAGGGAUCCCAGUGACAAAGUUCCAAUAGGAGUUAACAUGCAUUACUUUAUUUUAACAUACAUUGCUGUGACAAACGUAAUUUUUAAAUAACCUAAAUGUCACAAAAUAUGCAAGAAAUUAUAAUGGCAUAAUAUAUUUUAUAAAGGGAUGGGAAAGUAAUAUCUCAAAAUAUCUCUCCUGCCUGCAGAAACUGCAAUAUGCAAAUCUAUCUGGAUAUGCAAAUUAACCCCCUUAAGGACCAAACUUCUGGAAUAAAAGGGAAUCAUGGCAUGUCGCACGUCAUGUGUCCUUAAGGGGUUAAAGGACCACUAUAGGCACCCAGACAACUUCAGUUUAAUUAAGUGAUCUGGGUUCCAGGUCCAUCUAGGGUUAACACUGCCUGCUGUAAACAUAGCAGUUUCAGAGAAACUACUAUGUUUACAUAUGGGUUAAUCCAGCCUCUAGUGGCUGUCUCAUUGAAACUGAUAUUUAUUUUAAAAAAAGGGUUUAGGGCGGCAAAAAUCCUUGCUUGUGUGAGCUGUACAGGGCCGGUGCAAACAGCUGAUAAACUGGCCGCACGGAGGAAAAGUGGGGUGGGGCUAAGCAAAAUUGGGGUGGAGACAAACUGGCACUGGGGGCGGGGUUUAAUAUGGGCCUUACCCACUGCUGUUAGGAGGUGCAGCAAGAUGGAAUCUCUGCUUCUCCACAGGCUUCAGAGAAUCCAGUCCUCCUCCAUCCCACUGUCUGUAAGUAAGUGUGUGUCUGUGUGUGUGAGAGACUGUCUGUGUGUAACUGUCUGCCUGUAACUGUGUAUGUGUGUGUGUGUGUGUGGGGCUGCAGGAGAUUUGUGGAAGGGGGUUGCGGGGGUUUUGUAGACGGGGCAGUACAGGAUUUGUAGAAGGGGCAGGACAGAGGUUUUGUAGGAGGGGCUGACAGCGGUUUUGCAAAGUUUACAAAUUGUAAAAAGAAAACCUUUUAAAAAAAUUUACAGAUUUUUCUUUUUGCGGGGGGGGUUCAAAACACAGGAUCCGCCCCGCGUGCCAAAUGCUCUAGGUACGCCCCUGUGUGUAUGUAUGUAUGUAUGUAUGUGCAGGGUACAUUGUGCUGCUGAAAGAGGCCACUGCUAUCAGGGAACACCAUUGCCAUGAAAAGGGGUACAUGGUCUGCAGCAAUCUCUAGGUAGGUGUCAAUGUAUCAUCCACAUGAACAUAAUGCUGCUUCUGGCUGAGUGUUUUGUAGUUUUUUUUUCUCCAGGACACGCAUACGGCCCUUCACCUGAUCUAAAAGUGAUUUUCAUCCUCCUUCUUCCCUCAGUCCUGGUCCAGUUCUGAUGCCCACGUCCCCGUUGAAGGUUCAUUCAGCGGCGGGCAGGGGUCAUCAUGAGCUUUCUGUCUGUGUACGGGGCAGCAUAACUACAGAUCAAAUUGUGAUGCACUGUGUAUUCUGACAUUUUUCUAUCCUGGCCAGCACUACAAUUUUUUUUACAUUUUUUUUUUUUUGCCGUUUGAGCUUCAGUAGCUCUGCUGUGUGAUUUAAUACAUGUGGGAAGUGAUGGGCUAGCCUGUCUGCUCCAAUGAGCCUUGGACGCCCAUGUCCCUAAUAUUGGCUGACCAGUCGUCCUUCCUUGCACCACUCUUGGUAGCUACUAACCACAGCAUAUUUUGAACUCCCAACACGACUUGUCGUUUUGGAGAUGCUCAACCCAGUUGUCUAGUCAUCACUACUUGGACCUUGUCAAAAUCACUCAUCUGUAUGACCACACUAUCUAAGGUGCAUGGGGGUGUGUUGGGAAGUGUAGAACACACUGGAACAAGUUACAAACAUUGGUGUUAGGAAUUUAAAAAUGUAAUGUUUAGGUCCCCAGCCCCCCUCAAAGUGCAUUAAAAGGUGAGCUUUACUUAUCUUUUCUCCAUUGCCAUGCCCGUCUCACUGCUGCUGGCCCUACUCAUAGCUGAGAUCAACAAUCUUGAUGACCUUGGCAAAAUGCAGUGCUGCACCAAUCCGUAUCUCCUCAUGGAGAUGUAUUGAAUUAACAUGUGUCUAUGGGGUUCAUUCAGCAUCUUCCUGCAGUGCGUGGAGACACUGAACAUAGGUGCAGCACUGGACAAGGAAGCCCCUCUAGUGGCAGUCACUCAAACAUUGCCUUUUCUCUGAAAAACCCAUAGACACCAGGGCCACUACAUUAACCUGUAGGGGUUCUGGUGACUAGAGUGUACCUUUAACAAACCAGCGUUAAGAAAAUGACUGGUGUGUAUUAUUGUCUGUUUCCGUGUUACAUUAAUCUUUUUUACUUUGAGGAGUAUACAGUGCUUUGUAUAAUGAGCAAUGCUGAUCUGCUGGGACGACUUUGUCCUCGAUCAAAUAUUUCAUCUCUAAUGCACAUGUUAAGUGCUACAUUAAUAGCUGCUAACAUGAUACCCAGCACUGCAGCCAAGGAAGCACCAGCCGCAGUAUGAUGACAAAGGAACUUCCAGCCUCUGCUUCUUGUAGAUUAGUGUGUGCAUGUUCUUUAGACUGACAUCCCCCAAACAUGCCAGCAGAAAUCAAGUAACGUGUGUGUAUAUCUCAUUUAUUUUUCACUUGCCUGAAUCUGAAGGUAAAUUGAACCCUGUAUUAAAAUAAACGUCAUGCAAGUUUCUAAAUACAGGCUGACCACUGGAUUCAUCACUCAACUUUGGCGAUAUCAUUAAAAAAUUUUUUAUUUAUGCGGCUUGUUUUUUGGGUGCAUAAGACCAUUCUAACUGCUGGGACAUUUGAGGUUGGUGGUUGUGAGAUACAGAUGCCUGUAAAUCUGCUAAGGACUCUGUAGUUAAUAAUGCAAUGUAAUUAUAAUGCAUACAAAUGGCCUGGAGGGUUGUAUUGCAUACUAAUGCGAUUCUCUCCAGUACGUUCUGAUUUAAAUCUUAGAUAGCAUUCCAAGUGCUGCACAGGAGGGAAGCACUAGUCCUAGCAAUACUUUGAGAUUUACCAAAGGGAUAUUACAUGCAGAAUGUGUAAUGUAAGGGUAUUUUUUCUUACUGCCAGUCUUAUUUAAUAUAACCAGUUACCAAUUAAGAAAUAUUGUCAUUUAUAUAUUGUAAUACAAAAAUAUCUAUAGAACUGUUUUGUAUUAAAAAUAAAAUAUUAUUAUUAUUAUUAUUAUUAUUAUUAUUAUUUAUAUAGCGCCAACAAUAUUAUUAGAGGGGGGAUUUGACUAUAAAUAGGACAAUUACAAGAAAACUCAAACGAGCUUACAGUCUAUAGGAGGUGGGUUAUAAAACACAUUAGGACAGGGAAUAGAAAUCAAAAUAGGUGGGAGUGAAGCAGAGCUGGAGGAGAGAGUAGAGUGGUGCCCUUUAGGAGAGAGCAAGAGACAGGUAUGUGAGGUAGAGGUUCGUCUGGGAGGCCAUAGGCUUUCCUAAAGAAAUGAGUUUUAAGGCACUUCUUAAAUGAUUGAAGACUAGGAGAGUCUGAUCCCUAAGCACCAUAGCCAUACUGUCUAGGUACCGAUGACAAACAGAAUAAUCAAACGUAUGAGAAAUACUAGACAGGUGAGUACUAGACUAUUCUAUGCAUUGGGUGACUGGCUAGAUAACUAAUAGUGGAUGAACUUGUAUAUAAAAAAUACUGCUGAUCUUGAUGGUCUAGAAAAGACCACUGGAUCCCGACUCUCUCUAUCAUAUUACAGCUCUGCACAAAGUAAAAGAAAUAAGACUGAUGCGAACAGUAACCUUUAAGGGCAUAUAAAUGCAAGGUGGUAUCAACUAGCAUUACAGACAGCCCAAUGUUAAACGGGUUAUGUGGUUAAGAUAGUGGUUGAUGCACCAUGGUAAUGCCCAGAGCAACUUUCAGCCAAGGCUGGCCAAUGUUUAAAGGCACAGGAGCAAAUGUGUAGGCUUCACCCGGAGGAGGCCCUGUCAUCCUCCGCCUCUUGCUUCUUCACUCUCCCUUCUGAUGUGUAGGUAGUGCUGCCUAAAUUUAGGCUUCUAGUUUAGCCCAAAAGUAGUGGAAAAAUAUAUAGUCACUGCAUGAUUGGAUCAGUUGGCUCAUGCCCAUGUGGGGGUGCAUCCACCAUAUAGAAUAGUUUUUAUACUGAAAAAUGUUUUCCAGUCAUCCUUUCAGCUUGUGUUCCUGCUACAAUGCUUUCAUCAAAAACUGUAUUUUUAUGUAUUUUACAUUAAUAUUUAAAGGAGCACUAUAGGGUCAGGAAAACCACCAUCUAGCUCCCCCUGGCCAUCUCUUGCCACCCUAAAUAUAGUAAAAUCUUGCUUGUAUUAAAAGUCUGCAGCUGCUACCUCUAUAUUUGUGUUCCUGCUGCCUGUGAACUGCCUCUGCCUGCUGACAUCAGAAGUGGUAGUCUAAGCCUAUCACAGUGCUUCUUGAUGGGACUGGCUGAGACUGUCAAAGGGGCAGAUCCAGCACAAUUCCAACACAGCCCUGGCCAAUCAGAAUCUCCUCAUAGAGUUGAAUUGAAUCAAUGAAUAUCUGAGGAAAAUUCAGUGUCUGCAUGCAGAGGGAGGAGACCUUAAAUGUUUGGAUGCAUUUUAUGCAGCACUUCCCCAGGAAGCCACUUUAGCAGCCAUCUAAGGAGUGGCCAGUGAAGCUGUAAUGUAAACACUGCAUUUUCUCUGGAAAGACAGUGUUUACAGCAAAAAGCCUGAAGAAAUGAUUAUACCCACCAGAACAAUUGCAAUAAGCUGUACAUAGUUACAUAGCUGAAAAGUGACUUGCAUCCAUCAAGUUCAGCCUACCUCACAUUUGUUUUUUGCUGUUGAUCCAAAAGAAGGCAAAAGCCCAGUUUGAAGCAAAAUUUUGCAGCAUGCUAGGAAACAAUUGCUUCUUGCCCCAGAAUGGCAGUCAGAUUUAUCCUUGGAUCAAGCAGUUAUUACCCUACAUUGAAAAAUUAUAUCCUUGAACAGUCUAUUUUUGCAAGUAUGCAUCUAGUAGCUGUUUGAACAUCUGUAUGGACUCUGAUAAAACCACUUCUUCAGGCAGAGAAUUCCACAUCCUUAUUUUUCUUACAGUAAAAAAAACCUUUCCUUUGCCUUAGACGAAAUCUUCUUUCUUCCAGUCUAAACGCAUGACCUCGUGUCCUAUGUAAAGUCCAGUUUGUGAAUAGAUUUCCACACAAUGGUUUGUAUUGGCCCCGAAUAUAUUUGUAUAAUGUUAUCAUAUCCCCUCUCAGGUGACUUUUUUCUAAACUAAAUAGGUUUAAAUUUGUUAACCUUUCUUCAUAGCUGAUAUGUUCCAUUCCUUUUAUUAAUUUUGUAGCCCGCCUCUGCACUUUUUCUAGUUCCAUAAUAUCCUUCUUUAGAACAGGUGCCCCAAAUUGCAAAGCUUAUUCACUAUGUGGUCUUACCAGUGAUUUAUAAAGAGGCAAAAUGAUCUUCUCGUCCCCAGAAUGAAUGCCCUUUUUCAUGCAUGACAAUACCUUACGGCCUUGGCCACUGCUGAUUGACAUUGCACAUUGUUGCAUAGUUUGUUGUCUAUAACAAUUCGCAAGUCCUUUUCGCAUUUUGUUAUCCCUAAUUCGCUUCCAUUAAGGGUAUACGUUGCUUGUGUAUUCUUUACGCCAAAGUGCAUAACUUUGCCUUUUUCAACAUUAAAUUUCAUCUACCAUUUGAGUGCCCAGUCCCCCAGUCAAUCUAAAUCCCUCUGCAGCAAAGAAAUAUCUUGCUCACAUUGCAGAUGACACAAAACUUUGUAAAAUAAUAGAAACACUGAAACUUGACUUUCAAUGCUGUCUUCAAGAUUAUUUAUAAGCAUGUUUGUAACGGCACCCCCAGGCAUAAAAUGGUUAAACUGCUGUUUAGUAGAUCUUCCCUUCCAGAGACACAGGCACAGCUACUGCAGAACACCAAUCCGCCGAACAGGAAACCAUAUGAAUGCCGUAAACAGCCGAAUAAGAAAAACCAUACGAAGAGGUUUACACUCCUAGCAGUCGAACUUGAACAACAUACAAUAAAUCCCCCCCCAAGAACGAGACAAGGCUCCGUUUUGAGGGUCAAGCAGGAACAGACAGAGCUGUGGGUUUAUUGUUCUUAUGUACACAUUCUUACACAUUAGUACCACCCACAGGGUUUUGGAAAACAACCAAUAAACACGUACAUUACACUCAGACACUCCCACACAAAAUCCUCCCCUCUGCCUGUGAUACAAUUACAUUACACAAUGGGUAAUGUAAUUAUCACAGCCAGAUAAAUACAGUUUUUCCACAUUAUUCAUAACUUGAAAAGUAUGCAUUGCAUUCACAUAAAACUUACAUUUUCAGAAUCGGCAUACUCCAGAUACAAACAUACAUCAAAAUCAUACAAAUUGGUCCAGUGGUUCAAAAGAUAGAUCGAAGUCCUUUGUGACCAAAUGAAGCAUGGCUUUUCUGCCCAAAACCAGUUCAACAGAGUCUUCUAUCCUGGAGAUAAUUGGGAAGUAAUCCAAUUCUCUCCAAGGACAGAGGCAAAACUCCAUUAAGCACAUGGCAGUAAAAUACAAUAAAAUAAACAAGGUUACAUUUAUUACAUAAAAUACAGACAUGCAACAUAUCCCCAGAUAGCUUAGGUCUGAGCGCACAUUAUUACUGAAUGGCGCUCAGACCACACAUACAGUUCAGUCGCCAUGGAGCCAAAGUCUUUAUUACACGAAUAGGCUCCAUGGCAUAGCUAUCUGGGUUAAAUGAGUUUAUUCAGUAAAUCCGAGAAUCUACCGAAUGCCAGGGCAGAAAUGCAGGAAUAGACCUUUCUGCAUAGGAAAAUAAAGUAUUUAAAUGCCGGUCCAUAGUCGAAAGGCAGCAGGCAGGCAACCAGGCUCUUCCAAUGCACAGUGGCAAAAUUGGUCUCAUCACAAUGUUAAAUAGUAGGGGUUCCAGAACAGACCCCUGAGGGACACCACUUGCCACCUCUGUGAAAAUUUACCAUUAAUGACAACUCUUUGUACUCUGUUUUUAGGCCAGUGUUCUACCCAAGAACAAGAAUUUUCAUCUAGACCAGUGGUAGUCAACCCUUUUCUACCUACCGCCCACUAAUGCAUCUUUCUUGAUGGAAAAAUUUCCUUACCGCCCACCAGUUUUCGCGCAAGCGCAGAAUAUUUUUUAGAAAGAGGGUGUUUUAAAAAUAAAUGUACGUACAUUUAUCUUUUUAUUUCUACUUAAUGCGUGUUUAUAAUGUUUUUAACCUUAUAAAGUUUGAUGAGAAAACAAUAAAGUAAAUUGAAAUUACCUUUACUAGUGAUUAAUGAGAUCCUUGAGGCUGAUGCUGCGAGACUAAAUGUUUGAUAUCUGGUUCGAUUUUCGUAAGGAACAAACGAAGGUCUCCUCUUUUGGUGAUAUUCAGACGGUUUCUCUGUUUGCUCAUAAUAUGAUUAACAGCACUAAAGCCUGAUUCUACAAGAUAUGUGGUAGGGAAAGGUAUCAAUAAAUUGAACAUCAUUUUCCACAUAUUUGGAUAUAACGCAGGCAUUUUUUUUUUAUUUUGCCAGAGUUUUUGGUAUCCACCACUGCCAAAAUUACAAAAGUAAUUACUACUUUUACUUUUACGUUUUGAUCUGCAAUCCACACAGUGCUUUUUUCCCUCCUCUUUUCCCUUUUAUUACUAACACCAAAAACAAUGCUGUAUUAGGUGCCAAUUUUUAUUAAAUGUCACCAUCAAAAGAAAUUCCUUUUCCUGCCUGCUUCUUUACCUUCCUUAUAGUAUAUCACUAUAUCAAGGAUCUCUUUUUCCUUUUUUUUUUUUAUUUUCUCCUUCCUUUUUCUUUUAUUUUAUAAGAUAACAAAACUUAAUUUGAGCCAGACUAAACACUGCUUACUCUCCUUUAUUUUAUCCCCUUUUCUCUAUUUUUCUUCCUUUUUUUUUUUUUUUAUCUUUUCCUUUUUAUCUCCUUUCUUUUACGUUCCUGAGGUACAAAAGUAAGGCUGAGCUAGUAAGCCAACUUAUUAUUAUUAGCCAACAAUUCUCUUUCUCUUGCCUAUAACUUUUCUUUUGCAACUGCUCUGCUCAUUUUCUCUGUCCCUGCCUCAGUUUCCUCUCCUCCCCUUCCUCUUCCCACGUAUUUGCGUGCACUCGCUCCUGCCCGACCCCUUCUCGCACAAAAGGAGGUUGAUUGAUGUGUGCGCUCGCACCUGCUCGCUCAAAAGGAGGUUUUAACCUCCAAAGUCCCUACCGCCCACCUGGAAUCCCGAAACGCCCACUAGUGGGCGGUAGGGACCAGGUUGAUGACCCAUGAUCUAGACCGAUUUCCUUGAGUUUGAACACUAACCUAUUGUGGGGAACUGUAUCAAAUGCCUUGGCAAAAUCCAAAUAGAUCACAUCCACUGCAACACCCUGAUCUAUACUUCUACUUACUUCUUCGUAGAACGCAAUCAAGUUAGUUUGACAUGACCUGUGCUUUAUAAAACCGUGCUGAUUUUUGCUGAUAACCAUGUUCUUCUCAAGGAAUUCUUGAAUAUUAUCCCUUAAUAACCUUUCAAAUAUUUUCCCAGCCACAGAAGUUAAGCUCACAGGUCUAUAAUUUCCAGGCAAGGAUUUUGAACCCUUUUUGAAUAUAGGAACCACAUCUGCCUUCCUCCAAUCCUCCGGAACACUUCCUGAAAGAAAAUAAUCUUGAAAGAUUAAAAACAGAGGUUCACUUAUUUCUACACUUAGUUCCUUAAGUACUCGUGGAUGGAUACUGUCAGGCCCUGGAGCUUUGUUUAUAUUAACUUUCUUUAGUUGUUGCAGCACCUUGUCUUGAGUUAACCAAUUACAAUUAUUCUGCAAGUUUUUAGUAGCAAUCAUUUGCACAUCUAUUGCCAUGGGUUCUUCCUUAAUAUAUAUGGAGGAGAAAUAGUUAUUUAAAAUUCCUGCCUUUUCCUGGUCUUCAUUAACUAACACCCCCGUUUCAGUUUUUAGUGUACCUACACUUUCAUUUUUUUUUUUUUUUAGAAUUUAUGUACUUAAAAAAUGCUUUGGGGUUGGUUUUGCUCUCUUUAGCUAUCAUUUUUUCAUUUUGAAGUUUAGCAAGUCUAAUUGCCUUUUUGCACGCAUUAUUUGCUUCCUUAUAUCUUUUAUAAGAUGCAUCUGAUUUGUCCGAUUUAAAUGCUUUAAAUGCCCUUUUCUUAUUUUUAAUCUCUUGUUUUACUUCUCUACUAAGCCACAUUGGUUUUAAUUUGUUUCUUUUAUAUUUAUUUCCCAAUGGUACAUACUGAGAAAUGUACCUUUCUAAUAUUUGUUGGAAGAUGAUCCAUUUAUCCUCAGUGUUCUUUUCACUAAAGAGUUUAUGCCAGUCAAUAUAUUGUAAAGCUGCCCUUAACUUAUUGAAAUUGGCCUUUUUAAAAUUAUAUGUUUUAGUAUACCCCAUGUGCUUUUGUUUUUUUGAGUUUAUUUCAAAGGACACUAUAUUGUGAUCACUAUUUCCCAAGUGCUCACCUACUUGAAUGUUGGUCAAAAGAUCAACGUUGUUUGUUAAAACCAGGUCCAGACAAGCAUCCAUUCUAGUUGGUGCUUGUACAAGUUGUGACAUGAAGGUGUCAUUUAACAAGUUUAAAAACCUAAUUCCUUUUGCUGAGCUACUAGUCCCUCUGUCCCAAUUUAUGUCCGGGUAAUUAAAAUCUCCAAUAAUUAAAGUGUUACCCAGAUUUGCAGCUUUCUCAAUUUGCUCAAACAGCUGUUGUUGUUCCUCGUCAAUAUUAACAUCAGGUGGUUUAUAACAUAUCCCAACCAAUAAUUGAUUUCCCUUCGUUUGCCCCAAGCCGAUAUCUACCCAUAAAGCUUCCACAUUUUCCUCAUUGCAUUCCACUUGCUUUAAAUCAUGGUUGACAUACAAACAUACCCCACCACCCUUCUUGUUUUUCCUAUCCUUCCUAAAUAACGUACACAUUUAAGUUAACUGCCCAUUCAUGUCUCAUCCCACCUGUAGUUGUUCUGGUGACUAUAGUGUUCAUUUAAGUGUAGACCCGUUUUGAGGUGAAGGUGAUUUUUUAAUUUUAUUUUUUAUUUUAUUUUUAAUAUUAAAAUAUAUAUAUAUAUAUAUAUAUAUAUAUAUAUAUAUAUAUAUAUAUAUAUAUAUAUAUAUAUAUAUAUAUAUAUAUAUAUAUAUUAUAAAAAAAUAUUAAAUUUUUUUUUUUAACAUGGUUUCCAGUUUUCCUUUUUACUCUUUACAGUGACACCCACGUGAUUUUGUUUUUUAUUUUACAGUUUCUUUGUUUUUUUUAAUAAUAAAUGCCACCAACAGAAGUAGCACAAGUGACAGCAUUGCUGGUUUGACAUUUUACAUUGAAUAAGUUCUAACCAUAUCUGCUGUAAAAUGACUGAAAUUAAAUUACUGCAAAGGUUACAAUUUAGAAUGUAUACCAGGACUAGGACUAAAUAUGUACAUUUUAUGACUAUACUCUGCCAUUACAUGGUUAUCCUAUGCUUAUAUUCCAAUAGCAAGGAGUGUACUAGAUUAUAUUGUCAGGAUUAUGUACUAAAGUAAGAGUUCAAGAUGAAUUUGAAACUCAAGGACAGGGUAGAUGAGCUGAAAGCAUAGCUGAGUUACAGAAUAUUUCCAAUGACGGACAUUGUAAGCACCAAAACCUUAGCUUAAUGAAGCAGUGUUGGUGUAUAGAUCAUGCCUCUGCAGUCUCACUGCUGAUUUUUCUGCCAUUUAGGUCUUCUAAACGCCUCCUAUAAUGAGAUGUAAUGUUUAAAGUUAAUUUCUUCUGUUUAUAUUGCACAUUCUCUUUGGUUUAUAUUUUCUUAUCUACUGCUCUGUUAAUAACACUGUAGACCAUGUAGCCUCCAACUUACAGAGCAGGAGAGAGGAAAAAAAAUAAGAAAUUCUAGAGCAAGGUAACAUCUGAUUUGAGCAGUGAGGCUGCAUGUGGUAUGAUCAAUACACCAAAACUGCUUCAUUAAGUUAAACCUGUUUUGAUGUCAAAUUAAACUUUGAUCCCAUACAGGAGGCUCCUGCAGGGUCUAGCAAUCUAUUAAUAGAGCAGAAGAUGCAUUGUGAAUUUAAAAUAAAGGAAGUGUAAACAUUAGAUGACUCUUUACAGGAAGGGUUUAGUAAGGCUGUGUAAGUCUUGUAUGCAGGGAGGUGUUCAUAGGGUUGCAUAAAUGGUGAUUGAACUCCUAAAUGGCAGAAAAUGCACAGUGAGACUGCAGGGGCAUGAUCUAUACAUCAAAAUUGCUUCAUUAAGCUAACAUUGUUCUGGUGCCUAGAAGUUUCAGUAUUUAUCUUUUUCAAAUUUUGUGAUUUGUAUCAAUCAUGAGCAUUGAAAUACUGCAUUUAAAACUUCAACCAUUGUCAUCAAAAAAAUAAAUCGAUAAACCUUUUUAAAAGUUGCAAUUACCUGUAAUGUUUUAAUCAGAAUAAUACCUAAUGAAGAAACUAGAAUAAAGUGUAAGUUUGUUUUUUGUUUUCUUUUGUUUUAUUUUUAACAGAUCUAGACAACGUGUGGUCUUCUUCAGAAUGACCUCUCCUCAGUGGAUAGCCAUUAAACCCGCGAUGACACAUUGCUACGUUCUGUACAAAACCAGGCCCCGGAAAUCCGUAUGGUUUCACGUGUUCCUGUGUGCUUCUAGGUUUCAGCAUCAAACACCCAGUGGCUACUAACAAACUGCUUAGAUGUCUAGAGAGAACAGGCAGAAUCAUGUUGUCUUGUUCACCAACUCAUCCAUAUUAACCCGCAUGGUUUGGGCCCCUCCUAGAACUUCCAGUCCCCGUUCCAUCGCAUCAGCUUACAAACCUUACCGCGUCUGGACAAAGAUGUCUGUGGAGUGGCUGACUGACUGGAGCUGUUUGCUGAAUGGACUUCGUGACUUGAUUGCUGGUACCAUCCAAGCUGUUCGAGACUGCAACACUCUCGCACUAACCACCAUAAUCUGCCUCUUGCUGUUGUUUGUAUGGUACUGUUAUCGAGUUGGUAAGGAUCAACCCCGUUCUCCCUUUGCCACUGUGAAUUUACUUAUCCAGAGUUCAGAAGCCAAAGGCUUGCAGAACGGGUUUGCUUACUGUAACUCACGUGAUUGUGUACGCUGUACCCAUAACAGUGGACUGAACUCAAGACUCUAUCACAAUCUACAGGAAUACGCCAAGAGGUACUCCUGGUCUGGCAUGGGCAGAAUCCAUAAGGGCAUUCGUGAGCAAAGUCGAUAUAUAAAUGACAGGCCAUCCAUACAAAAACCAGAGGUUUUCUUCCUUCCUGAUUUACCCACAAUGCCCUAUUUUCCUCGGGAUAUCCAAAAGCAUGAUGUGGAAUUGCUAGAGCAAAACUUUGCCAUCAUCCUUAGUGAAUUUGAAGCAAUCUAUAAAGCAUUUUCAAACUGCAGUUUGCCCCAAGGCUGGAAAUUAAACAGUACCCCUACCGGGGAUUGGUUAACAUUUUAUCUGGUCAACCAAGGUAAUGCAAUUGACAAAAAUUGCAAGAAAUGCCCACGGACGUACCGUUUGCUUGGAAAUCUUCGCACCUUCAUUGGCAACAAUUUGUUUGGGAAUGCUUGUAUGUCUGUGCUAACGCCUGGCACUGUUAUCACAGAGCACUAUGGACCAACCAAUAUCAGGAUAAGAUGCCAUUUAGGUAUGUCCAAGUAUCUUUGACUUUAUAUUUGAGUUUUCACUUUAAUUACCAAUUUUAUUGAUCCUAUUGGGAUCCCGUGGGGGAAAGGGUCAGUCCUGCAUUGCAGAGUUGUUUUGUGUAAAUUUACUGAACUCCUAAUCCAGCAAGAGCAUUUCUGUCUUGACUUUAUCUCCAUGUGUAUACACCACAUUGGUGGGUCAAACAUUGUUCCAGUGUUUAACCUGUGCUUAAUUUAUUAGUUGCUGUCCAAAACUUUGAGUUCAGACUGCUCUACCCCCUUGCCACAUGUUAAGAAGUAGCUUAUCAAUUUAUUACAUGGCAUUCUGCAAAAGUGUAUUCAGGAGUAAGUUGCAAUGUUCCUCCAUGGGAUGCAUUUAUUUAUGUAGUCAAAUGCACAUACUACUCUUUAGAACAAAAAAAAAAAAAAUUCCCAAGCCUAACUGGGCACGUAUAGUUUCAGUCUAUCCCCAUUUUUUUAUGUGUUGUGCAUUAAAAAUGCAAACUUUCUUUAUCUGAACAACUUCAUGUUGAGGUUAUGAUGCACGGAGUAGUCCUUUAAUUCUUUGUUAUAUUAACUCUUUGGGAGAAUACAUAAUCCUCAACGAGGAUAGAUGAAACCUACUGAAGGCUUGCUUUAUUAAAAUCUCUGGUUCUGCAAACUAUGGCCUAAAUUUAAUUGAUUUGAAAAGUUUACCCAAAGAACGAAAUUGACACGUAAUAUACUGUAAAUUUUGCAGACUAAAGUUUGCCCACCACCACAUUUACACUCCCUACCAGUCCUAUCUGACAAACUAAGCAGAACAUCAUCUCAUAUACUCUACAGUGGGGUUUUGUGUGCCACUAAUACUGUAUGUUUGUAUUUUGUGUAAAAGAGAAAUGCCAGUGACUUGGCAUUUCUCUCUGGCUUCCCAUAGGAAUCAAACUGUUUUGGGGAUUUUCUGGCACCUUCUUACUGGUGACACUUGGUAGGAAAUGCAUUUAAAGGGAUACUAGAAAUGCCAGGAAUAAAAAGCUGUAUUCCUAGCACUAGAGCUACCUCUUUCUCUCUUCUCCCUCGUGCCCCUCCACCAAUAUGAAUAAAUGGUUAAAAACAUUUUAUUUACCUGACUUACCCCAGUGCCGAUAUCCCUCUGCGCAGGGUCGUUGUCUACUCCUCCGACCAUGACGAGUGGGCGCUAAUGUGCGCACGCAUUAGGCCUCCAAAUAAGCAAAGCAUUGAAUCAAUGCUUUCUUUGGGGGUGAAAUCUGAUGCUGGAUGUCCUCAUGCAGAGCACUAAGGGCAAUACGGACACUGCAUCCAGAACACUUUAAUGAGCUAAAGUGGUCUGGGUGCCUAUAGUGUCCCUUUAACACUAUGUUAAUGGGGAACAUAGCAUUAACUUCUAUGAUGUAUCUAGUCAAUUACUAACAAGGGCAUAUGAUGUGGAUGGCAAUGAUCUUGAUUUGCUUAACCCAUUAUGGAUGUAAACCAUUGUCAAAGUUCUAAACUAAAUCAAAACCUAGAACUUGAGCGAAAUGGGGUGUGAAAAAUGUAAGAAACUUUACUGUUUAGCUAUAGUUCUGCCUGGCAUUUUAACAGUGAAUAUCAUAAUAGUGUUGCCUUUCACUGCAAUAAAACACAUGUUGGUAUGCUGUGAUGUCCCACAAGUAAAACAAUGCCCAUGAUCAGAUUUUAUGGUGUUUUUGAAAAGUUACAGGGUUAAAUAUAGGGCUUGUCUAUUUCAGUUUUUACACAUUUGAAUUUGCCAGAUCUGAUCUGGUGCAAUAAACCCUUAGUAUUUGUUUUAAUAUAUAGUUUCACAAAUGUGUCCCCUUUUACAGUUUGUGUGGUGUCCUUUUUAAAAGGAUGUGUCAAGGGUGUUCAAAAUGGCACGUUUCGUGUUUUGGCCGAGCUACUUUAUAAUGACUGCAUAACCUAAACUGGGACAGGCUGAGGUCAAGGGUACCAGAAAUCUGAGUAGAAGGCAUAAGUCUGUACAGGCAGCUGACAAAGGGAUAGGAUAGGCCAAGGUCAGGAAUUAAAGAUAGUUUUCUCAAUUUAAUAGUUUAACUCGGGGCUUGACAAAUCCUAUGGCGCCUAGGAAUUUGGCCUUGGCGCAUGUGAUAUGUGAGCCCGGCGGAAGGAAGUCGGCUGGGGUACUAUGGAGACAGGCGGCAAGUUGGGUGCUCAUGGAGGCAGGCGGCUAGCUGCACGAAUAGUAGGCGGAGCUGUGAUGUACCUGCUCUGCUCCCCCACACGCCGCUUGGUAAGAAAUCAAAUUUCAGCCCUGGUCUCACUGAGCAGCAUGCGGGGGAGCAGGGCAGGGAUAUCACAGCUCUCUCGCUGCCCGCCUCCAUGAUCCCACAGCCGGUCACUUAUUGGACCCCACAGGCAUUGUCUGUCAUAGUGUGUCUAUGGGUCUCUGUCAUGGUGUGUGUGUGUUUAGGUUACCAGACCUCUUCCGUUCUCAAAGGAAUAGUGUUUUUACUGGUGUUUUUGUGUUCUUGUUUUGGUUUUUACGCCAUGCUGGUCUCUCCUCUACUCACCCUGCCUCUUGGGCUGAGAUCAAAUGUUUUCCCAUAGAAUUGGCUGCAAAACGCUGCACCAAUCAGCCUCUCAUCUUGGAUAUGCAUUAAAUCAAUGCAUCUUUAUGGGGAACAUUCAGCGCACGCAGAGCGUGGAGACAUUAAUGGUAGGUGCUGCACACUGUGCAGCACUGACACACAGGAAACGCCUCUAGUGACUAUCUGAAUGAUGGUUACUAUAGGUGUCACUAGGAAGCAAUGCAAGACAAACACACUUAAAAGUGGGUCUGCCACUUACAGGGUUUUUUUUUGAUGCAAAGACCAAAACUGAUGGAUCUUUCUGGUGACUGUGGGGUUCAGGUGAGGAUAGGUUUACCUCAGACAAGCUUGGGCAAAAGAAGUGGAUACAUUUUCUAACCCAUAAUGCAGACUACAAUUUUCCAAUUUCAGUCAAAUGAACAGUAAUUGACACCUUGCAAGGCACUUAUUUAGGAAGAGCCACAAAGAUUGGCAAAAUUAUCGUGUGCAAUUUAUGCAUUUUCAACUGUGCUGGUUUUAUCCAUUGUAUCACUCUCCCGUUAAUGUUCCUUUUUUUUUUUUGUUUGUUUUUUUUUUUGUUUAAUAUCCACAAAAGACUUUAUAGCAAGGUCAGCUUUGAGAAGAGCAUUAAAGCAGGUGUAUAUAUAAUGCUCUCAUGUAGCGUUCAUUUAAAUCUGUCCCCAUGGCAUACAAACAGAAAAUGUAGCACUAAAUAUACAGAAAUGCUGACUUGAAUGGUACUUCUCAUGAAAUUUGCUACUUAUUUUAAUAUUGAAGAAUGUAAAACGCAAAUAAAUAGAGAUAUAUAUAGAUAUAGAUAUAGAUAUAGAUAUAGAUAUAGAUAUAGAUAUAGAUAUAGAUAUAGAUAUAGAUAUAGAUAGAUAGAGAGAUAUAUUAAUAUAUUCUCUAUCUCUAGCAAAUUCCUCUCCCACCUAACUAGCAACCAUCCAUUCAGUGUAUGCUAAAGGUUGAUGUGCAAGAGAACACCGAUGCAGAAGGUUAUCUUGCUUACAGGAACUACAAUGUGUCUGCCAGUAAAUUUAUGACUUAUUCCCUGGCGAGCACAAGACUACAAGCAACUCUUGCUUUACCAGAGGAUUUUUGAAACGGCAGAACAGACGUCAUUCUAUUCACACUCCUUUGCUCUAGCAACACAUCCAGUAUGGUAUUGUCAUAGUAUUUUAUCAGGGCAAACUUUGUCCUAUGCUACUGGGCAAGUGUAAUGGCUAUUUAUCACUGCGAACAGAAAAAUGGCAUUUGCUGUUCACAAAAAUACUAUUUACUGCUUGUUCCAUAAAAAUUAAAAUGCCCUUUUUAUUCCACAAAAUUUUAAAAAUGGAAAUUGCUUGACAUACUGUGAUAAAUUGCAACUUCUGGUCUGGGGCUCUAUAAAGUGUUAGACACAAAAUGCAUAAAGUGUGGUUUUUGGUUCACCAUAAAGCCACUCUGUAUUAAAGGGACACUUUAGUCACCAAACCAACUUUAGCUUAAACAGUUUUGGUAUAUAGAUCAUGCCCCUGCAGUCUCAGUGCUCAAUUCCCUGCCAUCUACGAGUUAAAUCCCUCUUAUUCUUAUACCCUGCCAUGUCAAUAACUUGCUAGACUAUGCAAGAGCUUCCUGUAUGUGAUUAAAGUUCUAUUUACAGAGCAAAAGAUACAAUUGUUUAAAGGACCACUAUAGGCACUCAGCUUAAUGAAGUGGUCUGGGUGCCAGGUCCAUCUAGGAUUAACCCUUUCUACUGUAAACACAGCAGUUUCAGAGCUUUGAGAAUGCUUUCCUAUGAGACUGGCUGAAUGUGAGCAUGGUUAUUGCCACGCAUGCGCAUUCAGCCGAUGACAUCAGAAGAGGGAGGAGAGUCCCAGCGCCGAGGGAGCCCGGCACUGGAAAAAAGGGUAACGGAUUAACCCCUUCCUCCCUCUUCAGCGCCACGGGAGUGGGACCCUGAGGGUGGGGGCACCCUCAGGGCACUAUAGUGGUCCUUUUAAGGUAAAUUACAUCUGAUUGAAAGUGAAACCAGUGGUGAAUUUUUUGUUUUGUUUUUUCAUGCUGGCCUUGUCACUCCUAGCUGGGGAGGUGUGGCAAGGGUUGCAUAAACCAAACAAAGUGAUUUAACUCCUAAAUGGCAGUGAAUUAAGCAGUAAAACCUAAGCGGUAUGAUCUAUACACUAAAACUGCUUCAUUAAGCUGAAGUUGUUUAGGUGACUAUAUAGUGUUCCUUUAAGAAUAUCUGGAUGCUUGCCCUCCAGUGAUUGUGGGAACUGCCUGAAAACCGAGGGAUUGUGACUAAGCGGCUACUAAAAUAGACUGUUUUGUUUUUUUUUGUCUACUUUUGCAAGCCGUGUGUAAUGUUGGUUUCUGGAGUGCCAUAAGAUCUCAAAGACAACAUAGGCCCAGCAAACCAAUCUGGCAAAUGUAAAUGUGUAAAAAGUGAAAAUAUUUUUAACCCUGUAAUUUUCCAAAAUCACUUAAAACUUGUACAUAGGUUACAGUUGUACUUGUGAGACAUUAAACACAAAUGUGAAUUUUAUUGCAGAAAACAAUAUUAUGACAUUCACUGUUAAAAUGCCAUGUAGAACUUGGAAUAUAACAUUCCUUAAUUUAUCAUACUCUUCCCCCCACCCCCUUUCAUAUUGAGUUAUGUUCCAUAAUAUUUGACAAAUAACUGACUAGCCCCAUCCAAUUGUAUUACUGAGGACAUUGAGUGUUAUUAUUGUAAUUUAUAUAGCGCCAACAGAUUCCGAGGGAAUUGACUAUAAAUAGGACAAUUACAAGAAAACUUACAGGAACGAUCGGUUGAAGAGGACCCUGCUCAAACGAGCUUACAGUCUAUAAGAGGUGGGGUAUAAAACACACUAGGACAGGAAUUGUGUGUGGUUUUCUUUGGUGUUUUUUUUUUCUUUUUUCUUUGCUUAAGUUAUGUCUUCACAUAUAUAAAUGACAGAAAAUAUUUCUGAAAACUGGCUUACUACUUACAAUAUUAUGGCACACCAGUGUCUGGGUUGAGAAGUAGACUGUGCACCACAUAAGUCUGUUGUAGAGCACUGUUUGAGGUACAAAUGGGGGCAUUUUAACAAGAUAUGGUGUCCAAUAUAUCAAUAAUUGAUUAGUCCUCAAACACAGUCAAUACUUGUAAUUGGUUGGAUCAAUAUGUGCUAGUUGGUAUUCCCUUUUCAUUAGAUCAUGCCUUCUAUAACAUGAACGGACAUAAAGAUCAUUAGGGCAUUUCUUGCUGUGUCUUGUUUUAACAUAAAUAAUUGUGACUUGUAUUUCUUUGUUUAUAAAAGAUGUACAACUAUAACACAACUAAUAAGGUUUGGAGAUCUGUGUUAAUCGCAUUAGUCAUUAAUCUCUCUCAUUGUACUGUUUGGUUAACUGGAUUGGUCAAAUGUAGAUGACCAGUCCAUAGCAUCAAUGCCUUCAUCUUGCAGGAACUGCUGACACACUCCAGCCACAUGAGGUCUAGCAUUGUCGUGCAUUAGGAGGAACCCAGGGCCCAACCGUACCAGCAUAUGGUCUCACAAGGUGUCGGAGGAUCUCAUCUCGGUACCUAAUGGCAGUCAGACUACCUCUGGCUAGCACAUGAAGGGCUGUGCGGCCCCCCCAAAGAAAUGCCACCCCACACAUUACUGACCCACUGCCAAACCGGUCAUGCUGGAGGAUGUUGCAGGCAGCAGAACAUUCUCCACGGCGUCUCCAGACUCUGUCACAUGUGCGCAGUGUGAACGUGCUUUCAUUUGUGAAGAGCGCAGGGCGCCAGUGGUGAAUUUGCCAAUCUUGGUGUUCUCUGACGAAUGCCAAACGUCCUGCACGGUGUUAGGCUGUAAGCACAACCCCCACCUGUGGACGUCGGGCCCUCAUAACACCAAAGGAAUCUGAUUCUGACCGUUUGAACAGACACAUGCACAUUUGUGGCCUAAUGGAGGUAAUUUUGCAGGGCUCUGGCAGUGCUCCCCCUGUUCCUCCUUGCACAAAGGCGGAGGUAGCGGUCCUGCUGCUGGGUUGUUGCCCUCCUUCAGCCUCCUCCACGUCUCCUGAUGUACCGGCCUGUUUCCUGGUAGUACCUCCAUGCUCUGGACACUCCGCUGACAGACACAGCAAACCUUCUUGCCACAGCUCGCAUUGAUGUGCCAUCCUGGAUGAGCUGCACUACCUGAGCCACUUGUGUGGGUUGUAGACUCCAUCUCAUGCUACCACUAGAGUGAAAGCACCGCCAGCAUUCAAAAGUGACCAAAACAUCAGCCAGGAAGCAUAGGAACUGAGAAGUGGUCUGUGGUCACCACCUGCAGAACCACUCCUUUAUUGGGGGUGUCUUGCUAAUUGCCUAUAAUUUCCACAUGUUGUCUAUCCCAUUUGCACAACAGCAUGUGAAAUUGAUUGUCACGCAGUGUUGCUUCCUAAGUGGACAGUUUGAUUUCACAGAAAUGUGAUUGACUUGGAGUUACAUUGUGUUGUUUAAGUGUUCCCUUUAUUUUAUUUUUAUUUUUUGGGGGGGGGGGGGUCCUGUUGCCAUUCAUCUGUAAGGCUUUCCACAAGGUUCUGACUGUCUGUUGGAAUUUGUUCCCAUUUAACUGAAAGAGGGUUUGUAAAAUCACACUACACUAUUUUAUUUCCUCCACACCAGUCUUGUUCAACUGUGUCUUUACGAACUUUGUUGUGCACAUGAGCAGUCAUGUCGGAACAAAGGGCUUUCCCCAAAUCAUUGCCACAAACUUGGAAGCAACCAGUCUUAUUUUGUACCCUGUAGCAUUAGGAUGACCUUCACUGGAACUGAGGGGCCUAGGCAUAACACUCGUGGAGGUCAUGGUGGCUUUGUUGCAAACCUUACAGUAGGCCCUAUGCAUUAUAGUAGUGGUACUCAGCACACCCAGAUUCUUCUGAGAUGCUAGAUUAUAAGUUCUAUUUUACUUGGAAAGUUAUAAUUUUUAUUACAUUUGUAUUUCAGGAAUACCUACAUGCUGGUGGCACUCAUUUGAACUUGCCAUCGGAGUACCUCUUCAACUUCUGCCUUACAAAAUAGAACUCUUAGAUAACUGCCUCCCAUAAAGUAAAUUUUGCUGCCAUCAAACCUGAGCCAUACCCUCAAUGUCUUUUUUUGUGCUGUUUCAUUCCGCUUUCUUUCACUACUCCCCUUUAGCAAAUUACUAUACAGUGCAGUCUUCAUGUUAAUAAUACAACUCUCACAUACCCAUUUCUUACAAAAGAGGCAAUCAGACUUGUCUCUGCACUUCUUGUCUCCCACUUGGUUUACUGUAGCCCACUCUUCUUGAUCUUGAAUUACUCCUUAGUCUAUAUUACAUUCCGUUGUCAGAUUUACUGUCUCUUGAAUCUCACCCCUUACACGAAGAUGUAAAAAAGUCAAAACAUUUAUAUUCAGUGGUAUAAUGUAGUUUGCCGUCAGUAACUCUUUACAGUCCACAUACAUUAAUUGCUUAUAUGUAACCAUUGGGAGUGUCAUUUUCAUCAUGGGUACAUGGCAAAAUAAGGCUGUUACAAGUAAGCACCUGUUACAAGCUGUCUGAAAUAAUUUACAUCAACUUGACUUUUUCACCUCUUCUUGCUUUAAAAAAAAUUCCAUAAAAUAAAAGCAGGCCAGGUUGCAUGUUGCAGUAAUAGGUUUUUGUGUUAUCCACUUACUUUUGUAAGUGUGUUGCUUUAGAACUUUAAGGGAACAUUCUGGGCACCAUAACCACUUAAUCGGAAUUAAGUUGUUGUUAUGCCUGAAGUUACUUCACACCGCUUACCUGUAGGGGUUAAACAAGCAGUUCCCAAACUGUGUGCUGGGGCGACGCAAUGUGUACACAGGGACACUGCAAAUGUUUCCUCGAUGCUAUGUUUAUAGCACUGGGAAACAUAACUGCUGAACAGGGGGCCCAGUCGGGUCCUUUUUAAGACCAUGACCAGGCCCUUGUAGUGUCUGCCAGCAGGGAGGAAGUAACAGCCUGUCACAUUCUCCCAGCUUUGUGCAGGUUGUGAGAGGAGGGAUCCUCAGCAUGAGGGGUGAGGAGCACUCCCGGAGCUGCCCCAGACCCCUCACUCCCACCAGCCAGCAGGACCAGGACUCCGUUACCCUCCUGGACACACCAGGUAAGCCAACAGGAGGAUGACCCGCUGGAGAUAUAUACACGCAAUUAUUUAUUUUUAUAUCCGGGUGUGUUUUUGUGUCAUGGUGUGUAUGUAUCUGUCACUGCUUGGAUGUAUACACACAUACCAACACACUCCUGCAAUCGAACACAAAUAUUUACAUACAAACACACUCCAGCUGAGCAUCUUUAGUAAUACAGCGUAUGUGAUAUCAACUAGUUUAAAAAUUAAUUAUGCCAUGAAGCCUUCCUUCCAUUCUGAAUACAUUGCGUUCUAUAUUGUGCCAGUGUCAUCUAGACUUUAACCCCUUAAGGACACAUGACAUGUGUGACAUGUCAUGAUUCCCUUUUAUUCCAGAAGUUUGGUCCUUAAGGGGUUAAGUAUGUUGGAGAAAAAUCCUAUUCACCUUAAUUCUAACACUAUCACUGACUUGUGUGUUUUACAUUACUGUAAAAUAUGUUGGAUAUCUAUAAAUGUACAAAUAAGCCAAAGAUCUCCUUUAUCUCGGUCUGUUUUCCCCACCUGGUCUAUUAUCCCAGAACAUGGCACAGUCAAUGACUGUGCUUGACAAAGGAAGCUGCAGUGGUAGAGACUGCAGUGUUUAACCCCAUUGUGACUGAAGGUUUUCCAGUUUCCCUGAAUGAACAGAAUCCGAUCUGGUGUAUUCGCUAUGUGCUUAUGCCCUUAUUAGGAAUUCUGUUUGAUUCUAGCAGAUAUAAUAUAUGGUAAAGGAUCGAUGGGAUUUAGCUCUAAAAGAAACAGUUUCAGAAUUUUGGUAUGCUGCAACUGUAGGUUUCAUAGCACUUUCUAAAUUCAGAAUUACUACCAUUUUUAAAGUACUUUUUUGACAGUAUUUAUAAAAGUUUAGCACUGCUCUCUACCAUAUCAAUAAACACAAAACAAACCGCUUGUGUUCAGCUACAUUCCUUUGCUAUAGCAAACAUACCCAUGUGUGUCACUGUUUUGAGAAGUUAAAGUACUAAAAACUUGUAACUUAUAGCAAGCAUGUUAAACUUGCAGCCCACAAUGAAUAUAUUUGUGGCCCGUCUGUGAUGUGGCUGCGACCAGCCGCAAGACAGGAAAGAUAUAUAUUUCCUGUCUGAUUCUUGCCUUCCCUCCCACAGCCACAAUAGAGCAGUGUGUCUGUCUCUCUGCAGAGCAGGCCAGCCACUCCCCCUUCGAGCAUCUGGCCUGCUUGCAGAGAAGAGCAGGGCUGGCUCAUCAUAACGGAACACUAUAGUCACCUAAACAACUUUAGAUUAAUGAAGCCGUUUUGGUGUGUAGAUCAUGCCUAUCAUGUUUCACUACUCAAUCCACUACCAAUUGGGAGUUAAAUCACUUUGUUUCUGUUUAUGAAGACCUUCCCUGGCUCUGACACCGCCUGCGUGGGAAAAAAACACUAGUUUCACUUUCAAUCAAUGUAAUUUAACGUAAACAAUUGUAUCUUUUUUGCUCUGUAAAUAUAACUUUAAUCACAUACAGGAGGCUCUUGCAGGGUCUAGCAAGUUAUUGACAUGGCAGGGGAUAAGAAAAUCUAAAUUAAACAGAACUUGCAAUAAAGCAAGGAUAAAGUGUUUAGGAAGGCUGUGCAAGUCACAUGCAGGGAGGUGUAACUAGGGUUCAUAAACAAAGGGAUUUAACUAUUAAAUGGCAGAGGAUUGAGCACUGAGACUGCAGGGGCAUGAUCUAUAUACCAAAACUGUUUAAGCUAAAGUUGUUUUCGUGACUAUAGUGUCCCUUUUAAGGUAGGAGAAGAGGGGUUUGGGGAACCUUACUGUGUAGUGUUAAAUUGGGGAGGGCAAGGGUUUCUUUCUUUGAAGGAGGCAGGGGGCUGGAGUAGGCCAACUUAUUAAAUUGGGGAGAGGGGCAUUUUUGUGUUUGUGUAGUGGUUUUUGUUUUUGUGGGGUUUUUUUUCAGGGAGGGAGCCAGUGUAUUAGUGGUGGGAUGGGUGGGGAGGCAACCAGUGUGGGGAUGGGGGGGGUGGGAGGGGGGUGGAUUAAGGAGGCAGGGGCAGUGUAUUGGGCAAUUGCAACACAUGCACAAUAGCCUCCCAAUGCUUUCCUAUGGGAAAGCAUUUGACUGAGAGCAAAAAGUUUGAACUCUGCCAAAGUGAACACACUCAUAGGACUUCAAAAUUAAAAGAUAAUGUAAUUUGUUUUUUAUAGAUGUGCAACAGCAUGCAUUCACAAUUUAAGUCCCAUUAAAAAAAAAAAAACCUUUUUAAUAUAUCAAGGUAGUUGGACUGAAUCAUUGGUUAUAUGUAAAUGCAUGUCUCCUUAAAAUUCAAUCUUUUGUUUACUUUGAAGCCCUACAAGCAUGUUGACGUCCAGUGUCAGUCAACUUUUUUUUAUACUGUAAUUUUUUUUUUUUUUUUUUAAAUAAGCCUAUGUUUCUACGAAAACUGAUUUUUUUUGUGGCCCACAAACUAAACCUUGUUUAUUUAAGACAGAGUAGCAAGCAUCCUGUAUUAAACAGGACACCAUUAGGGCAUACCAUGGGUAAAUGUGAACAUCCAGGAUAUCCACAUUAGGGUAUUUUUCCUCAAUUGUUAUGUAGACACUGCAUUUUUUUUUUUGUUUUGUUUUUUUUUUCCUCCCUCCUCCUCUGCUCCAAGAAAGCUCAUCAAAAGUACGGUAUGUGGUAUGGAUGUAUUUAAGGCAAUUGCUUUCUCUAUAAUUUGUUAUGUUAAACUUAUCAGUACACUGCCAGGCGACCCGUACAGUAUAUUUGAUGGACCAAGGUUGGAUACCCCUGCUAGAGAAGCAGUCUCUAGUGUUACAAUUGUAUGGAGUCCUCUGCUGCUGUCUUAUUCAGUGUUUAGCUUGUACCGCAGUGGGUGGCUGUGAUGGACUGAAAGUGUCAGCUGACAAUCAGUGGCCAUUGCUAGUAUGAGUAGGUAUGGCUACCCUUUUGUCCCUAUACCCCACUCCCUCUAGUAUUUGAGCAGGGCCCUCAACCCCCUCUGUUCUUGUGUGUCCAACAUCUCUGGUUACAAAUGUUUGUCCACCCAUUGCACAGUGCUGCAGAAUCAGUUGGUGCUUUAUAAACCCCAAAAAGCUUAACAUAUUUUUCCUCAAAAUAAUUUUCCACCUGUGUUGCAUUUUAAAGGUUUAAAAAUCCCAGGAAACUGUGAGCUGGUGGUGGGUGGAGAACCGCAAUGCUGGGCAGAAGGACACUGUCUAUUAUUUGAUGACUCUUUCCUGCAUACUGCUUAUCAUGAAGGUAGGUUGUUGACCUCCGAAUAUAUUACUGUUACUUUUGCGUAUGUGUAUGUGUGUAUAUUCUCUCCAUAUCCCCUAGCUAGUUCUAAAGAAAUUAACUUUUCAACUGUUGACCUAAACAGAAUUGUCUGCUGUAACCUCUAUAACAUUAAACUGAAUAAUGGACCAAAAAAAGAAGCGUGAAAAGAGAUAAAGGCAAAGGAAUGACAAGUUAAUUUUGUGUCAUUCUAAAAUUGGAGAAUGAAUCUGUAGGAGGUUUGAGCAUUUAAAUCGCCACACUACAAUAACCUUGGAUGAAGGAUUAAAAAAUGAUUCUAUAACAUAGAUUUAUAUAGCGUAUCAUAUGUUGGAAAUAUGCAAAUUACCAUGUAUCAUUUACAUUAUAUAUGUAAAUGGAAUUAUGCUCCCUAAUACACAUUUCACCAUUAUGUAUGUAUAUAUACUGCUCAAAAAAAAAUAAAGGGAACACAAAAAUAACACAUCCUAGAUCUGAAUGAAUUAAAUAUUCUUCUGAAAUACUUUCUUUACAUAGUUGAAUGUGCUGACAACAAAAUCACACAAAAAUUACAAAAUGGAAAUCAAAUUUUUCAACCCAUGGAGGUCUGGAUUUGGAGUCACACUCAAAGUUAAAGUGGAAAAACACACUACAGGCUGAUCCAACUUUGAUGUAAUGUCCUUAAAACAAGUCAAAAUGAGGCUCAGUAGUGUGUGGCCUCCACGUGCCUUUAUGACCUCCCUACAACGCCUGUGCAUUCUCCUGAUGAGGUGGCGGAUGGUCUCCUGAGGGAUCUCCUCCCAGACCUGGACUAAAGCAUCUGCCAACUCCUGGACAGUCUGUGGUGUGACGUUGGUGGAUGGAGCGAGACCUGAUGUGCUCAAUUGGAUUCAGGUCUGGGGAAUGGGCGGGCCAGUCUAUAGCAUCAAUGCCUUCGUCUUGCAGGAACUGCUGACACACUCCAGCCACAUGAGGUCUAGCAUUGUCUUGCAUUAAGAGGAACCCAGGGCCAACCGCACCAGAAUAUGGUCUCACAAGGUGUCGGAGGAUCUCAUCUCGGUACCUAAUGGCAGUCAGGCUACCUCUGGCGAGCACAACAUGGAGGGCUGUGCUGCCCCCCCAAAGAAAUGCCACCCCACACCAUUACUGGCCCACUGCCAAACCGGUCAUGCUGGAGGAUGUUGCAGGCAGCAGAAUGUUCUCCACGGAGUUUCCAGACUCUGUCACAUGUGCUCAGUGUGAACGUGCUUUCAUCUGUGAAGAGCACAGGGCGCCAGUGGCGAAUUUGCCAAUAUUGGUGUUCUCUGUCAAAUGCCAAACGUCCUGCACGGUGUUAGGCUGUAAGCACAACCCCCACCUGUGGACGUCGGGCCCUCAUACGACCCUCAUGGAGUAUGUUUCUGAAAGUUUGAGCAGACACAUGCACAUUUGUGGCCUGCUGGAGGUCAUUUUGAAGGGUUCUGGAAGUGCUCCUCCUGUUCCUCCUUGCACAAAGGCGGAGGUAGCGGUCCUGCUGCUGGGUUGUUGCCCUCCUACAGCCACCUCCACGUCUCCUGAUGUACUGGCCUGUCUCCUGGUAGUGCCUCCAUGCUCUGGACACAGCAAACCUUCUUGCCACAGCUCGCAUUGAUGUGCCAUCCUGGAUGAGCUGCACUACCUGAGCCACUUGUGUGGGUUGUAGACUCCAUCUCAUGCUACCACUAGAGUGAAAGUACCGCCAGCAUUCAAAAGUGACCAAAACAUCAUCCAGGAAGCAUAGGAACUGAGAAGUGGUCUGUGGUCACCACCUGCAGAACCACUCCUUUAUUGGGGGUGUCUUGCUAAUUGCCUAUCAUUUCCACCUGUUGUCUAUCCCAUUUGCACAACAGCAUUUGAAAUUGAUUGUCACGCAUUGUUGCUUCCUAAGUGGACAGUUUGAUUUCACAGAAGUGUGAUUGACUUGGAGUUACAUUGUGUUGUUUAAGUGUUCCCUUUAUUUUUUUGAGCAGUGUAUAUUUUUAAGUUAGGGUUUGUAUUAUAGGGUUGAACUACAUAUUCAAUAGUUAAGGGUUAGGAGUAGUGCUAGUGUUUGCAUUGUAUAGGCGUUAAAAGGAGAUGUUUACUACUAGGGCAUUAGUGGUGAUACAUGCAGGGCCGUCUUUAACACUGGGAAGCUGCCCUGAGCCCUUUUACUUCUAGGGGGCCCAAGGCAGCUGCCCUGAACUACUUUCUUCUCCCCCACCCAUGGGCCCCUGGUGCAUCCUGAGGACGCACACAAGGAGGCCCAUCGGUUGGCCCAUGCACUAAAGGCCACCUGGUGGGAGUUUGUAAGCAUGGACCCUGUCACACGCAGUGUCCCUUCAACAGCACGACCGUGCCCCUUUGCUUUUUGGUAGCUUGGGAGGAAGUGACUGCCGUGAGUCACUUCCUCCCCGAGAGCCGCGUGGGAGAGACCACACCAGGGAAGCGGAGAGGAGGGGGGCUGGUCCAGAUUGCCAGUCUGUAACCCCCAAAAGCCUCAGCCACCACUCUUAAACCUACCUUUCUGCUUCCCUGGUGUCCAAAGUGUGAAUGUGUCAGUAUGUCUGUGUGUGUCAGUAUGUCUGACAGUUUAUGUGUGUGUGUGUGUCAGGUUGUCUGUCAGUAUAUCUGUCUGGGUGUGCCAGCGUCUGUCUGUCUAUGUAUGUAUGUGAAAGGUGUUUGCAUGCCAGGGAGUGCCCUGGGGGCCCAAGAAAAUGAUUUGCACAUGGUCCUAGUGAUAUUAAAGACAGCCCUGGAUGUGUUAGUUAUGGUUGGGAAAUAUUCCACCUGAAGUCUGUGGAUAAUUAUUGCAAUGUUAAACACAAAUCUGCACACCAGUCAAGCCAUAAGACUUUCUUUUCCCACAGAAAUCAGUGAUGUUACUUCCGAGAAGUAUGCAAAUUAGUUUGACAAAAAAUAAAGUUUUUGCCUCAUUCCAUUUUAAACUUUGAGUCUUGUUUGCUGUAUACAACAGCUUUGAAACACAACUUAGGAAACAAUGCAAAGCCAGCAAACAACUCGUGGACAGAUGUUUCAUUGUUAAUGCAAAUCAUCAGCAUGAGGUUGGUUGUGGGAAAAGCAAAUCUUAUGGCUUGAUUUUUAAUUUUUUUAUUUUUUUUUAACAUUGGAUUAAAAAAUGUAUAUCUACAGUACAAAAUGGUCUCCAUGUAUUGCCAAUUUAUCUAAGCAUGGACAGAUGCAUAUAUCUGAAAAGGGUUCCAAAGUAUCUCAGAGAUUACACAUACAAUGCAACAUUUUUUGAUUGCGAUUUUUUUUAAGGCGAGGCAUGGAUCACAUUAACACGUGCUUUUUGUGAAAUAGCAGACAAACUGUUUGAAUUCAUUUUAGAAGUCUAAGUAGCUGUAACACACUCCUCCUCCAGUUUUGUUUCAUAAAUUGAAUGCCAGGAUUGCAAAUUUCCAACUCUAAUUGGUUUUGCUAUUGGCAUAGGGUUUCACGAACAAUACAAUGUGUUUAUUAAUGGCAAUCUGCAAUAACCAAGAAGUUAGCGUUUAGACUACCUAUUUGUGGUCUUUAAGUGGGGGCUGUGUGUGUGUGUGUGUAAUUUGUAUGCUUUAUGUAUCACUAAUUUAGGAUCAGCAGACGAAGGACCUCGUGUGAUUUUCAUGGUUGACCUGUGGCACCCCAAUGUGGCAGCAGCUGAACGUCAAGCAUUGGAUUCCAUAUUUGCUCCUGGACGCUGAGCCACUCAUGCAACCAAACAUCAAUGCUCAUGGAAAUUUGCCUCAAAAGAAAAAUGAAGACGAAAAAAAAGCUUGUUUCAAAAGUCAUUCUCUGUAUAUGAACUACAUCUUAUGUUAUCUAUUUAACCAUUGGCUUCUCCAUAAGUUUACAUUGUAGAUUUGAUAUGAACAAGAUGUAUAUUCUUCAACUUGCAAUUCUCUUACACUCCACCGAGGGGAGCACCUGAUGUGGAAGCUACAGACUUAUAGCACCAUAUUGACUAAACAGCACAAACCAAUCUUCAGCUUAAAGGCUUAUUAAAGAAAGGAAAAAUCUAAGGGGAAAGGUAUAUAGAAGAUUUCAGGGAAUGGCUGGGUUUCUACUGCAUUUCUAACUUUCGUUCUUCCCUUUACAAGGUUUACCAAGGAUUGUAUUCGCUCAUAUCGCAGCUAGUCUGAUAUUUCCCAUUCUUUACUAGAAUGCUGCCCUACUAUAUAGUAUGUGUCCUAUUGCUACUGUAUGUUUAUAAUACUCAGAAAAAAAUUGAAUAGGAAGUGACAGAAAGCAAUGUAUUGACUUGAACAAUCCAAUGUCGUUCUCAGGUUCACGUCAACAACUGUUCAACCAUUGGAUUACCUGUUUUGUCAUGUUUGGGGUGAUCACACCUUGGUUAAACAUGGCAGUCAUAUUGGAGAUGCUUCACUCAACUUAAUGACUAGAAAUAUUAACAAGUUUUGUUUUUUGUUGUUUUUUUUAGGACAUUUAACUACAGUCUAUGUAGCCAUGUCUUUAGAAUGCACUUGUUAAAGAAAAAAUAAAAUUAAAAAAAGUUCUCAAGUGGUCCAGCUUUCUAAAGACUCAUUUUUGAACUCACGGAGUACUUCUUAAAAGAUCUUUAGAUAUAUUGAAGAUUAAGUGCUCACUUUAGACUUGUGGGCAAUAAAAGGGCUUGGUCAAGCUUAAUUUUUAAGGAACUUCAGAGAUAUAUCUUUAUCUGACCAAAGUGUGCUGUUUUUGUUUUGGAUUAUUUUUUUUUAGUAUUUUUUUUUUAAUAAGGGAAUGUUUCAGGUGUGUAUCUGGUGCUUUGGUUCCAGAUUUAAGGAUCUCUGUUUUUGGUGGUUGAAAAACAGCCAUUUUGUCUUUAAUGUGGAAACAAUCCCAUAUGUUGUCUUGUACUAUCACAGUGCAACUGACUCCAUUUUGUUCUGUAAAAUAAAAAUAAAUGUCUACCAGAUACAA
Messenger RNA from Pelobates cultripes (western spadefoot toad), 49251 nucleotides. The record is from the annotation of a GenBank genome assembly. Lineage: Eukaryota; Metazoa; Chordata; Amphibia; Anura; Pelobatidae.